GGCAUGCCGAAUGGCUGAGGCGCCUGGCGCUGCUGCUGCUGCUGCUCCUUCUUCCCGCGACGGCAGACGGGCAGCUCCGAGCCGGGCGGGGGAAAGCGGACCCACUCCCUGCUGCCGCCGCUGCUGUCACCGGAGCCGCUCAGCGCCAUGGUCUCCUGGAUCAUCUCCAGGCUAGUGGUGUGAGUAGCCCGCGCGGGGGUGUCUCCCGCCGCGCGCCCUGCGCUUUUGGGGAACCCCCAGCCUUUUUGCAAGCGUGGUGGGCCAUAGGAUUGCAUGGGGUUGUGGGUCUCCGUCUCUGUCUCCCGUGCGCAACGCAGCUUUCCACCCAACGCGCCCCGGGCUAAGAAUAUCUGCCCAUCUAAUUAUAGCCUUUCCUUCACAGGCUGCCGCCGGUGCUUGGGUUUUUUUCCCCCUUUUCUUUCUUGCGCUCAGCAGCAGGAGAUCGGCGUGGGUUUGGGUUGCUUUUUUUUUUUAAUACAGCAAAGGGAAGAUGUGCAUUUUUGGGGUAUUUAAAAAAAACACCCCACAAAAUCCUAUAUUGGCUCGGCGCUGCCGGGUAGGGGUAAAGUCAGGACGGAUGCACGCGAAAGCGGGGUUGCUUUUUGCAGCGUUUCCCCUCUGCAAAUGGGGACAAAAAUCGAAUAUUGGGAAGGGCGGCAGGGAAAUUGACGCUUUGUUGCUGGCAAUACCUAUUUCUGUGGGGUGGGGGCUCGCUAGAGGGCGCUGUCUGGAGCCAUCCCAUGGGAGGUGGGAGCAGAGAGAGAGGGGUCCUAAUUUAUUUUUUGGUUAAGCACUGUUUACCUUACAUGAUUAAAAUGGGGGGCAGAGGAUAUGUGGGGUUCCCUCUCUUUGAAACCAAAACAAAAGAAAAACCCAUAGCCUUUCUGGAAAAGCCUUUCUGGAAAAGUGGAGGAUUCUCCUGCUUUCAACAUAGCCUUUGAUGGUGAUCUUCACAUGUCAUGGAGUGUCCAGGCACGCUGUACAGGAAUCCCUGGGAAAUUCUCCCCAGGAAGCAAACAAUGGAGUCUGUUUCCAUGACCAUUUGCAUCUAGAAAGGGAAGGGAGUUGGCCUACAACAUGUGCCCGCAACAUGAAGCUGGUUAUCCUCAUAGAUGCUGCUUUUGUAAAAGAAAUGUAGCUUGCCAAAGUUAGGAGAGCAACAGAAUGAAUCCGAAUGUGGAUUUUCCUUGGGCUUCCUCUUCUAGAAUGCUGAAGGCAAUUUGUUAUUGCAGGCCCAGUGCCACCUUUGUCUGGAGAGAUGUGCUAGGAUAACACCCGGUUCAUCCACCUGGCUUCUGUCUCUGCCCACCAGUCCGAAAGAUGGGAAGAGGGUGGGAUUGAUUUUUGAGCUUCCUCUCUGCGAGCCUUUUGAUGGCGGAUCAUGGCAAGGGUUGUAAGAACAGAAGCCGGCAAGUUAUAUGAUCCUGAUCAAUCUGCAGCUGUCAUUUUCUGUGGUUGAGCUUGCACUUUGCUAGGGUGAACCAUGUUAAAUAUCAGAUGGGUAUUUUGCAAACAAGAUAAGUCUUUUGCUGAUCUUUUUUAAAAAUAAGAUGGCACUUUAAGGUUUUGUUCUGAAAAGCUGUGUUUUCUCCACAUAAUUUACAUAGUAUUUCCAAGUGUGUGAUUGGCAUAGUAUAUCUAAGCUCGUGUUUAAAGAUGCUGUUCCACUCUUCUUUGUUUUUGGCAUAAUUUCGAAUAUAGUCUCUCAUUUGACUUUUAAACUCAGACUCAUUUUUAAACGUCUAGUAUUAAUCUGUAUACAGUAUUUGCCUCCUCCCAUCUUGUGAAGCUUUGUUGAAAUAGUGUCGAUUGGUGUGUAGUUCUGGGAAACAAAGGCAGCCCAAGGAACGGUCGUAUUAUGAGUGAGGUCAUACAUCACACAGUUUGAAAGGCGUGGGGUGGGGUGAGGAAGAGAAAAGCAUAAGUGCACCUACAGUUCUUUGUUGCACAUGGUCUGCAAGCAGAAAAAGUAUGACGCGACAUCAGGACUUGUAGGAAUAAAACACAAAGUUGCUUGAUGGUGAAGAAUAGCCCUCGUUAAAUACUAAGUAGAGCAGGGGUCAGCAAACUUUUUCAGUAGGGGGCCGGUCCACUGUCCCUCAGACCUUGUGGGGGGGCCGGACUAUAUUUUUUUUGGGGGGGGGAAUGAACAAAUUCCUAUGCCCCACAAAUAACCCAGAGAUGCAUUUUAAAUAAAAGGAUACAUUCUACUCAUGUAAAAACACGCUGAUUCCCAGACCGUCCGUGGGCUGGAUUGAGAAGGCGAUUGGGCCAGAUCCGGCCCCUGGGCCUUAGUUUGCCUAUCCAUGACAUAGAGGAAAUGGUUUCUUACAGUACAGACCACCCCUAGAUUCCCUUUCUGAAUGUGCUAGGUUGUGUGUUAAUGGGGUGUGAAGGCAGUCUUCAGGUCAUACAAAUUUGGGUUAGGGUUUAAAUGGAAUUGUUCCGAAAUAUAAGCAUUUGAUCGAAGUAGCCUCCAAAGCCUGCUCCCCAUUACCCUAUUGCAAUGAACAUAUGGCUAAUUCAGAGCAUGGCCAUUUGAAGCAAAUGUGGAAAGUUGCAAGGGAGGAAUGCACAAGAAUGCUAAAAGUUUAAAGUGCUGGUUGAGUCCCAGCCAGGGUCUGUUGGCUCUGAAGUUGGGAAUAUUCUGAAAGCGGCAGUUGGGAGAAAUGCAAAAAUCAAAGGAAACUGUAGAAUUAUAGAAUUGUAGACCUGAGGGUCAUCUCAUCCAAUCCCCCUGCUAUGCAGGAAUCUCAGCUAAAGCAUAUCUGAGUUGCCCCACAAGAAAAAACCAAACUCUUAAACAGACAAUCAGCAUAACUAGCAUCAGAGAACAGGCAUCUACCAUUUCUGGUUGUCAGGAGUCCAGGUUCCCAGCUUGAUAACACAGUAAGUGUAGGUAAUUAAAAAGGAGGAUUUAUUGCAAAAACAAACAGAUAGCUCCAGACGGCUCUAACAAAGCCUCCGGCAUCAUCACUCAAGAUGACCCUUCUGAAGAUUUCUUCUGGUGUUGACAGAAGAUACUGAACUUAUGACUCUUACGUCUCUUGUUUUGCUUCCUGUCUAGUAGCCCUCCCAUUUGCCAACUCUUUGGACUUAUUGGUUUAGCUCCAACCUCUUCCUGUUCUGAACAUGCUAUCUGUGUGUUUGUUCGCGCCUGUUUGGGCUUCUUGCAAGCUUUGUGUUCUACUCUGCUCUCAGCUACUGCCUUAUCAGCCUGCCCUUCAAGGUCAGGAAGAGCCGAAGUCUGCAGCUGCCGGCUCUCCCCUGCCUGUCUAACAUCUAAGCCUCUCUGUUCUUGGCUGCCUUCUGCAGUUGGCUGCAAACCUUCGCUAGGAGCUGGCUCAUUCCUGACACUGAUUGACCUGGUGACAGUGACGUAGCCAUGGUGGGACCUGGGUAGUCCUGGCCUUUGUAUUUCAGGUCUAUCUCUCUCUUGGUUCUCAAUGGGUAAACCUGUGGUCCAUAUGUUGGCAGACCUGGCAUCAGGACAUCUUCCCACUCACUGCUGAAACCUUCAGUUAUUUCCCAGGCUCCCUUCGCCUUCUCCAUCCCUUAAUUCAUUGGACUGCUGCUACAGUCAACUUCACAGCUCUCUCUUCACUGCAGUUCUCGUAAAAACGAACCCCCAAAGUGCCAGGUUAACAAUGCCAGACUACGCUUCAGGAUUGGCAUACACUGUCUCCUCCCCAUCUUCAGCAAAAGCAACACUGGGUUACUUUUCUGGGCUGGCGUAACACUCCUUCUCUCAGCCACAGUCCUGCUCUCUGCGACAUGGGUAUAGUAGCAGUGGACUUUUAUCUACAUUGGCAUUAACAGAGCAAUUUAUAAAAUAUUUAUCAAGUCAAAAGGAAAUCACAUUUUUGGGGGGUAGGAAAAAAGGCCUUAGCUGGAAAGAACACGAGUUCUUGACUUUGCUGCUACUUUUUUGUUUGGAGUCGACACACUGCUUCCCUGUCAUAGCUACAAUAAAACACUGACUUGUUUUCUAUGGAGCAGCUAUCACUUCUCUAGUAGGGAAGACCAGCAGAAUACAGUGGUACCUUGGUUUACAAACUUAAUCCAUUCUGGAUGUCAGUUCUUAAACCAAAACCGUACUUAAACCGAGGUGCGCUUUCCCUAAUGAGGCCUUCCACCGUUUGGAUUCCGUUCUUAGUCUGAGGUAAAGUUCUCAAACCAAGGCACUAUUUCCGGUUUUGCAGAGUUUGUAAACCGAAUCAUUCGUAAACAGGACUGUUCUUAAACUGAGGUACCACUGUAUGCUUAAAUGCAAAGCAAGGGUCUAUAUUGGGCUUUCCUCUUCAGCCUUCCCUAAUUGGCUAGAUCUGCUUUCCUAAAUCUUAGUCAUUGCUAUGGCUUCAUUCAUUGGCUAAAAACACUGAAAGGUGGAAGCAGGCUGGUUUCUUGAAAAACAAACGAGGGGGGAAAGUGCCUGGACAUUUUGCCUCCGAUCUCAGGUUAUGCAAAUGCUAAAAGCUUAACUAUUUUUUUAAAUUAAAAAAUGGGAAAAUGGGGAAUCACAGUUCAUCUGAUGGAGCAGAGCGACUGUGUCCCCCCACCCCACCGCCAUGGACAUUCACGAUGGCCACAGAAUCCCCAUCCUUUCUCUGUACAGAAAAUUAGGAGACAAGCAAGGUACUGUAACUGGAAGGAACAGGAAUUUGGCAACGCAGGAUGGACACAAAGCUGAACAACUACAUUGGGCGCUAGGAGCAACAAUGGCCAAAACCAGACAAACUGGAAGUAUUGUUGUUGUUGUUAUUAUUAUUAUUAUUUAUUAAAUUAAUAAUAAUAUUAAUAAUAAUAAUUUAUAUUUAUAUCCCGCCCUCCCUGGCCUCAUUUGAGGAUCACAGGGCAGUUUACAAUACAAAAACACAAAAAUGCAUUGCAUAGUAACAAACAAAAACAAGAGUGGUGUUAUGAGGCCUGAUCUUUGGCUCUGGGCACCAUAUUGCCUGUCUUCACUCCUUUUUCUUUUUUCUUUUUUCUUUAAAAAAACCUGCUAACAGAACAGCUGGACUUGCUGCAAUGUGUAUUGCCAGGGAGCCCUUCAGUCAUCAUCUGAAUUUGUGAAGAGGCCUCAUCCUGUAUCAAUGAGUAGAAUAAGCAAAUUUUGUACAAAUUUGAAUCAUGGGCCAUAUAAACCCUUUAAAUAUCUAGCAGCAGCCCUGGGCCAAAGUAGGAAGUUCUGAAGGGAGGAAAGGCCCUUUAUGUCACCCACCAGUUGAUUUUGGGAGCGUCUAUUCCAGCCUCCCCCACCCUGGUGUCCUCCAGAUGGUUUGGUCAUUGGCCAGGGUUAUUGAAGGGCAGCCGGUGAGGGAAGGCUGAUGUAGCCCCAUUCAACCUACCUAAAACUAUCCAGACCCUUGGGGGGGGCGUUACAGGUUUUAGGAGUGAGGCUGUACGUGGCCAACCUAUCCGAGUUAGUGGGCACACUUGGAAUUUUCAUUAUGGUUGCCAUUAAUUUGAUUUGAACUGAUUUUAUAAUGAAUUGAUUUUAGAAUGCUGUAUUAUUUUACUGUUGUUAGCCAGCUUUGGCUGGGGAGGGCGGGAUAUAAAUAAAAUUUUAUUAUUAUUAUUAUUUUAUUAAGUGGCGUGGGCGCCGGUCACAAAAUGGCUGCUAUGGAAGUGUGGCGUCACACAAAAUGGCUGCCUCAUCUAAAAGCAGACAAGAGAGAGCCGCAUAUUCUCAGAAAAGGGGCAAAAAGGCACCUAUUGCUGCCCUUACUCAGAGAGAGAUACUCUUUUUUCAGAACAGAAGAAAGGGAGGGAGGUCCAGUCCUGGAAUCCAAUGUCAUGUGAACCUGUUUAAGGGAAUGUGUCAAUGCGAGGCAGUGUCAACCAUUGCAUAUGGUGGCUUUUUGAGGGGAAGUUCACUGAGGCUACUUGCAGGUGUCAUAGGAGGUUGUUGUUGUUUAGUCGUGUCCGACUCUUCGUGACCCCAUGGACCAGAGCACGCCAGGCACUUCUGUCCUCCACUGCCUCCCGCAGUUUGGUCAAACUCAUGCUGGUAGCUUCGAGAACACUGUCCAACCAUCUCAUCCUCUGUCGUCCCCUUCUCCUUGUGCCAUCCAUCUUUCCCAACAUCAGGGUCUUUUCCAGGGAGUCUUCUCUUCUCAUGAGGUGGCCAAAGUCUUGGAGCCUCAGCUUCACGAUCUGUCCUUCCAGUGAGCACUCAGGGCUGAUUUCCUUAAGAAUGGAGAGGUUUGAUCUUCUUGCAGUCCAUGGGACUCUCAAGAGUCUCCUCCAGCACCAGAAUUCAAAAGCAUCCAUUCUUUGGCAAUCAGCCUUCUUUAUGGUCCAGCUCUCACUUCCAUACAUCACUACUGGGAAAACCAUAGCUUUAACUAUACAGACCUUUGUUGGCAAGGUGAUGUCUCUGCUUUUUAAGAUGCUGUCUAGGUUUGUCAUUGCUUUUCUCCCAAGAAGCAGGCGUCCUUUAAUUUCGUGGAGGUACAUAGGAGGUACUGGUGAGCAUACUGGGGCCCUCAGACACCAUAUUGGCAACCUCUGCUCUGUGUUCACUGGGAAGAAUGAUGGUCUCCUAACAGGAGCCUCCUUUAAGGCGAUGAAAGGCACUCACAGAGGCUGUGUGAUGUGCACCAUAGUGAGCCCCUCCCCACUCAGAUUUUCCAUUAGUUCCAGCACAAUCAUUUUUGCAUUUAAUCACGUUCCUCUAUAUCUGCUUUCUGCAAAUGAAAGCUAGCUUUUCAAAUCUCUAUCCUUGUCUGGGUUCCGCUGCAUUGUUGGUCUAUUCAAAUAUUGUGGAGACGCCGUAAUGAAAUGUAGGGCAAUCUGAGCCCCGUUCAGUUAAACUGCCUCUGUCUUUCUUUGUGUGAUUUAAUUUUUAAUGUGUUCCAUGUGCGCUGAGGUCUGGUCUUAACCUACACGGAUUUCUGGUCUCUUCCAUCCUGUAGCUGCACCCUUAAUAAAACAGAUCAGCUGACAGAAACUGAUUUCGGAACUAUGGCUAAAAAUUUCUGUUUGCUUUGUUGGAAGUCUUUGUUCUAGCUUUCUGAGGACUGCAGAUUGCUUGUGGAGCUUAUGGCAAUUGCUAUCCUUUUCACUGAGCGAUGGAUUACGUUAGGUUUCCCUGAAGCAUCUUUAGAUUGGAAGUUGAUAAGACAAGGCAGUCCCCAUCAUGCCAUAUUAUGUUGACACAGCACAUUCCAACAUCACGUAAUAGUAAAUUUAAUCAAACCUACCCUCUUAUGUCAAGCUGCUGUAGAUAAUUUCACUCGCAGCAGUACCAUUGCUUUCAAUUCUAACAGAUUAUGUUCAUUACAUUACUACCCUAGUAUAGAUGUUAAAAGGAUACAAAUUUCUUCCAUUUCAACCAAAGGUUUCCUGAGCCUUUGAUUGAUCUUGGAUCUGAGUUUUCAUAUCAUUCCAGAACCAGAUGAUAGGAACUGGGUAGGGGUAUCAUCUUUUGUCCCUUUUGGGAAUUUCCUCAUUCUUCAUACACACUUGUCAAAAUCCUAGUCUUUUGUCAAUUUAAUUGCUCGGUGAUGGAUGGGAGGACCAGAAAGUGGAAGGAGAAAGGAGUGGCGCUUUCUUUUGUAUUCUCAGCUUUGCUGCACACUCAACAAACUUCUCCUGUCUGCUUCCCUCCCCAACUCAACAGCUGCAUCAAUGAUGGGAAUGGGUUGGGGCAAAGACACCUCCUUGUUUGGGGGAAGUGAAAUACCUGGAACGUUUGCCCUCACAACGUUGGCAUUGCGUUUAGGAAGGACUGACUGUCUGACCUCCCAGUUGAACUAUUGUGGUUCCUUAUUCUCCCAAACCUAGGAGAGGGUCGGGACUAAAGGUAAAGGGACCCCUGACCAUUAGGUCCAGUCGUGGCCGACUCUGGGGUUGCGGCGCUCAUCUUGCUUUACUGGCCGAGGGAGCCGGCGUACAGCUUCCGGGUCAUGACUAAGCCGCUUCUGGCGAACCAGAGCAGCGCACGGAAACGCCGUUUACCUUCCCGCCGGAGCGGUACCUAUUUAUCUACUUGCACUUUGACGUGCUUUCGAACUGCUAGGUUGGCAGGAGCAGGGACUGAACAACGGGAGCUCACCCCGUCGCGGGGAUUCGAACCGCCGACCUUCUGAUUGGCAAGUCCUAGGCUCUGUGGUCCCAUGGGUCGGGACUAAUGCGUCUCAAAUGAAUGUCUUCCUUGCCAGCGAAGAUCAUGGAAUGGAAGUAUAUUAAAUUGGGAACAGGCCGUAGCUUCGUGGUAGAGCCCAUGACUUGCAUGCAGAAGCUCCUAGGUUAAACCCCUGGCUUCUCCAGCUAGGAAAAGGAAUAUUCCCUGCCUGAAACCGUGGGAUGGCCACUGCCAGUCAGUUGACAGUACUGAGCCAGGCAGGCUGAUGGUAUAAGCCUGCUUUCCAUCUCUUUGUAGGUUUCGGUUUCUUGCAAUGACUUCAAAAGCCCCGAGGGUGACAGAGCAAAAAUGUUGAUGGGGAUGGUUUGUGUGUCUAUGUAUUAUUUAUUUAUAAUCUAGUUAAUUUGAUGGACAGGGGAGAGGGGAAGAAGGGAUGGGACCACCCAUCAUUUACGCCGCUCCGUACCCAUCUGCUCUGCACGGACCAUCUGUAUCCCCCGCCAUCGCUCCUGUCCUUGCUGCCAUCCAUCACUGAAGUCAUCAUUGUGGCUGGGGCAAGGGAAUGCUGGGAAUUAGCUUGAUAAAUAUUGCAUAGCCGGAGCUCUGUAGCAGUAUAUAGCUUUCUGAGGAAGAUUUCAGGAGACUGUGCCUCUUCACCCCCUCCUGAAAUCCUUUUGCUCCCCUUCCCUUCCCCCCGGUAAUAAAGUCCUCACAUUUGAAUCCGACUGUCGGCUGCAAGCCAGAAUCCUUCAGUGUUACGUAGCACAAUUGGAGUGGGUGUUGUUGGUUCAGGAGGGCAAGAAGGAAAAGAAGGUCUCCGCCGCCCCACUUUUGGAAAACCAAAUGUCCUGCAAAUCCACAUCAGGGCAAAGUGUUUUGGUUGGCCAAGUGAUGGUAGCUCCCUAAUGUAGAUUUCUUGAAAUUUAUUUUGGGCCAACCUUUUCUUUUCGUGUCACUGUUCCCAGGAAAGGAGGAGUACCUUCACCCAUUAUCAACUUUUCCUCACUUGGAGAUUAUUUUCAGAAGGCCUGCGCCUGUACUUGCCCAUGAGACCUAAUUAGUUUGGGUACCUUUUCAGUGGUAGCCCCAUGCCUGAGGAAGUCAGUUCCCAAAAUGGGUUCUUCUGACCUCUUGUUGCAAGCCUUUAUAUUUGUUUUUUUAUUGCGCCUUCUGUUGGGACUUACAGAUCUUGACGGAUUCCUGAACGUUCUGGGGCAUCUACCCUUGGGAAGAGCAAAUGAUGUUGUUGAGGAUCUUGUCUCGUUACAAAACGUUGAGAUGCAGAGGGUUCUUGAUCACUCCUGAGUGCCCUCCCUGAUGCCAAGGGGGCCUGCAAUCCAAAUUGUGUCCAAGGGAACUGUGGGUGUUGAAACAGGUUGUGUGACUGCCAAGAGUGUCAGUGGUAUAGAUCUCACUCCAAGGCUGACUGAGCAUUGGUUAGAAGCCAUAACUGCGCCUAACAUAUGGUAAUAAGGGCAGUGAAUAAGUCCUCCUUUGCUGACCACUGAGGCCAAGUAAUUGUCCAAUGUAACUUUUGCAAUUUGUCCAGAAAUUGGUCUCACCGGCUGAUAGGAGGUGAGUUGAGGCCUGAUGCCAUUGCCUGGUCCACCAUUUUAAGGAUAGGGUUGCUCCGCUCUAUGGUGAUUUAGAUAUUACAGUGGUGCCUCGCAAGACAAAAUUAAUUCGUUCCGCGAGUUUUUUCGUCUUGCGAAUUUUUCGUCUUGCGAAUCACGAAUUCCCAUAGGAAUGCAUUGAAAAUCAAUUAAUGCGUUCCUAUGGUCAAAAAAAGUCCAAACAAAGCCAAAUUUGGUACAACAACCUCCCCAACUGUUGCAUACCCCUCCCCAACUGUUCCCCCAGCCACCCAGCAUACAGAAAUUCAAAUCCAGAAUUUUUUAAAAAAAACAGCAGAGUGGCCCAAUGGUCACAGAAAAUCAUAAAAAUGCAGGAAAAAACCACACAAGCUCCCAGAUUCUUGCAAACCCCUCCCCAACUGUUCCCCCAGCCACCCAGCACACAGAAAUUCAAAUCCAGAUUUUUUUUAAAAAAACAGCAGAGUGGCCCAAUGGUCACAGAAAAUCAUAAAAAUGCAGAAAAAACCACACAAGCUUCCAGAUUCUUGCAAACCCCUCCCCAACUGUUCCCCCAGCCACCCAGCACACAGAAAUUCAAAUCCAGAUUUUUUUUUAAAAAAACAGCAGAGUGGCCCAAUGGUCACAGAAAAUCAUAAAAAAUGCAGAAAAAAGACACACAAGCUUCCAGAUUCUUGCAAACCCCUCCCCAACACCAAGUCCUUGAAUUCCAAACACCCCAACCCAAAAUCCAAAAACCCAAAAAGUUUUAAAAGCUUAACUUGGCUGCAAAAGAAGUUUUGGAAAAGCUUCAAAAAUCACCAAAGUCUUUAAAAACCUCAAAAAGGCUACUAUGUACACUGCGUUCUAUGAGUUGCUCCUCGAAGUCAAGUCGCAACUGUAUUAAUGGUGUUAAGAAAAGGAACCAAACUUGCAAGACGUUUUCGUCUUGCGAAGCAAGCCCAUAGGGAAAUUCGUCUUGCGAAGCAGCUCAAAACCGGAAAACCCUUUCGUCUAGCGAGUUUUCCGUCUUGCGAGGCAUUCGUCUUGCGGGGCACCACUGUAUUGUGACCGCCCCAGCUGUAGUUCCAAUUCUGCAUCUCACCUGACAGAAAGAAAUAUUACCCUUCCGUGCUGUGGAUAAUGAGAGCAUCCGUUUUUGUCUUCUCUUUACCAUUGAAUAGAAUUUCAGCUGUGCAAUUGACAUUUAUAUGCUGACUGAGAAGCUUUAUUUUGUGUGUGUGUGUGUGUGUGUGUGUGUGUGUCACCCUAAGAAAUCUCCCCCAAAGUACCAUCUGUAGGGAGAACAUCAUGCUCAGUGAUGAUCUCUGUGUUCUGAGAGAGCCAUGGGUUAGAUUUUUUUUUUUAAUUGGCUAUUGUGUAGGUGAGGAAGAAGCAGGUUGUUGUAAAAACACAGCUACGUUUCCUAAGUUUUCAUUCAUCCCCAAGGGAAAAAAAUUUGUACGCAACAGCAGCCACGAGCGUGCUUAAUGUGACAUAAUGGAAAAAUGACAAACUCCCUACCAGAGUUGAAUGGUUAUCCAAAUUGACAGAAUAUGCGGAAUUAGCCUCUCUUUCGGAAAGGAUCGGAGACAAGCCCAGACAGGAGUUCAUUCUAGAUUUUCAAAAAUUAUUUGAAAAGCAGUUGUAAUCUAAACAGGGUAGUUGCCCUUGAAUGAUUUCUGUCAAUAAUACAUAUGAUGGAAUAUGAUAUCGAAAUAGAAAAGAGAAUUUUUUACAAAAUAGUCAUGAUAAAUUAAAGCAAGAUGUUUGAUAUAAAGGAAAAUACGGAGAGGAUGGGAAGUCAUAGGUUUGUGUAGAAAGCACAUAGUUGAAGCUGUAUAUAUUUUUUGUGAUAUCUUUAUUGGACUGACUGAAAUGAAGAUGAUUAUGUAUUGUGUAUAUAUAUGUGUGUGUGUGUGGAAAAUGAAUAAGAAAACUUUUUUUUUUAAAGUUUUCAUUCAGAAAAAUAAGGAACGUGGGGAGGGGAGAAGUUGCUUUCCAUCAGAAUAAGCCAAUGGGCUUGAGUCGCUAACUGCUGCAAGUGAAAUAACCAGAAUAACUGAGAAAUGUAUUCUUGGCAGCUCCCCAAGUUUUUUUUUUAGUGGAGCAUUAGAGGGAACAUCAUAACAAUUACUGCCUUCCAAUGUUUGUAUGAGCGGCCUUCUUCCCAGGUGGCAGAUGUCUCUCUGUGCCAUGCACAAAACAAUAUCGGUUGCCUCGGGGUUGCUUUGGGGCUCUGCACCCAUCUCCCUAAGAAGCAGAUCCUAGUCCAUGUGCAAGAUUGUGCAUGUUAGAUUUUAUUCACUAAAACAUUCCCUUUUGCCAGGGAAGCAGAAGAACUGUCUGUUACUUUACCUUUUCGCAGUGCAAGGCCCAUGCAACCUUUCCGAAGUCCUAUGCUAAUUAAGGCUUACUCCAAAGUAAAUGCGCACAGGAUUGCAGCUUUAACCUCUCUUCCCCUCCAGAGUGAUUACAUUACUCUAAUUUCAGUGCUGCAGAGAUAGCUUAGGAAAGAGAGUGAAUAUUUAUGUAAAGGGGAAGGAGCUUAAUUGAUUGCUUAUGAUCUCAUCUUAGUGAUGCUGCUUUUGUUAAAAGCGUUACUGGAAACUGCAAGGAAGGAAGAAAUUGUCUGUAAUUUUCUGCUACCCAGAAAAGCCUUAGAAACACCAGGUAGGUGUACAUUUUAGCACCAGAGGGGGAGAUCUACAAUGGUGUCUUUUUGUUUAAGUUCACAAACAUUUGUCCUGGGGGUAGCUUUUCUGGUGUUCGCCACUGUUUUUCCUUCAAACUAGUAACGCAUGAUGACUUCCCUUAGGGGAAAGGUAUAGUGGGGAGUGUUCUGUUUCCUAAAAAUGAAAUGAAAUGAUAAAUUAUAGCCUUUGUAGAAAGUUCUCAAGAUGGUAUGAGCAUGGUAGGGAAGAGGGUGUUUUUGGACUGCCUGAGAGGGUCAGGAACAAUAAAUCAGUAGGUACCUGUGACCAGUGUUUUCCGAAGAAUGGGUGUGUGUGAAUGUUCUUGACGUAAGAGCUAAGGAAGUGAGCCCUCUUGCCCCGGGUCAGGAUUGGGGAACCUCAGGGCCAAAUUUGGCCCUCCAAGCCUCUCUGGGGAGUCUCUCCAGACCACACCCUCCCUGAGAAAGUUGGCCUGACAAUGACUCUUGGUUGUCUGGAUGAAGCAGUAAAGCUCGCAGUCCUUGCUGUGCCCACUUUUUCCUCGGGGCCACACCCACCACGGCAUGUGCCCCAUAGCUCUGUUGUGAGUAGGGGAACGUGGGCCCAGGGUGUAUGUCUGUCCUGUUCCCCGAACUACUCUAAGAUAAAUUCCAAUAUUGCACAUAGUCCCAAGGGCAACACUAGAGAGGAGUCGGAACAGUCCAAUGGUCAAAUACAGUACAAGGAGAUACAGUGGUACCUUGGUUCUCAAACACCUUGGUACUCAAACAACUUGGAACCCAAACACUGCGAACCCGAAAGCAAGUGUUCCAGUUUGCGAACUCUUUUUUCAGAAGCUGAACAUGCUCCGUUUUGAGUGUCACACUUCCGAUUUGAGUGUUACGCUGAGGUCUGUCUGUUUUUGCUAUUUAUUUUGCAUUUUUGUUUUUGCGGCUUUUUUGUUUUGUUUUUGUGACUGUGUGGAACCCAGUUCAGUUACUGAUUGAUUGAUUGUGACUACAGUACAUUGUUUAUUGCUUUCAUUUUAUGGAUCAAUGGUCAUGUUAGAUAGUAAAAUUCAUGUUAAAUUGCUGUUUUCGGGGUUGUUUUUAAAAGUCUGGAACGGAUUAAUCCAUUUUGCAUCACUUCCUAUGGGAAAGCGCGCCUUGGUUUUGGAAUGCUUUGGUUUUGGAACGGACUUCCAGAACGGAUUAAGUUUGAGAACCAAGGUACCACUGUAAGUUCAAAGUCAAACCGUAAGGCCAGGUUCCCAUCUAUGAAGAAGAUCAAAGACUGGACUCCUGGGGUUAUUUCUACAUGGGGUAAUUUAAACUGGAUACUUUCAGUAUUGCAGAUUACUAGUGUUCUUGAAGAGAACUUGUGUGUUCUGUGUAGACUCUUCUUUCCACAUCUUAUGACUCUUCUGAAAGAAUUUUAUACAAAAUUGGUAGCAAAUUUAAUAACAACUGUGAAAUUUAAUAUCGAAAGGAUGUAGAAACCAGCUGACGUUUUCACAAUUAACCAUUUGUUGAGUAAGUCUUGGGAAGCUCUGCACACGGAACAGGAUAGCUAUGUUAUGAAAUCUACAAGUGAUGUAAAUAAAUCUGUUGAGGAAAUAUGGAAGCCAUUUUAAAAGAAGUUUUGCAAUAGAAUAUAUGGGGAGUAAUGAUAUAUCUGAUACAAAUCACAAAUUAUCAGUGCAAAAAGGCUUUUCAAAAGUGCAUUGUCAGUCCUGAGUACAUAGCUUCUAGACUUCAGUUUUUCACAGUUAUCGUUAGUGGAUAACACCCAGACACUCAGAAAUGCAUUAUGGAUGCAGGGGUAAACAAAGCAAAUUCUUUUUUUUUUUUAAAGGACAUGUUACCACCCUCCAAUGUCAACAGUAUUCUUAAUAUUCCCAGGGGUUGUGAAUGCAACAACUUAAUUUUGUAUCUUGCGUGUGUGUGUGUUUCAUUUCAAUUUUCAUGCAAUUGUAUUGCCUUCUCUUUGUUUUUUGUUUCGGUAUGUUGUUGAACUGUAUGGUUUUGAUUGAAUAAAUAAAAAGAAAUAUAAAAAAAGAAAAAGAAGAGAGCAGGCAGGCAGCCAGGCCAAAGCUGUCUGUGUAUAUCACGCCUGCACUGCUUUGACCUACUGAGCUGUUAAAACCUCUUGAUUUUGCUGCCAAUCUUGGAUAAGGAAAAGACAGCAGUUGUUAUGCACUUGGUAGGACACAUUGCUGCUGUAGGGCUGCAUUGACUUAAUAACAAGUUGUGCAGGCCUGCUAUUGAUUAAACGUAUUCUGAAGGAUGCCACACACAAAAAUGAAUGUGGUGGCAUAUGGCUUCUUUAGCACAAGCUAAGCUCUGUGGAAAUUGUAAUUUUUGCUGCUGGAAGUGUGGAAAAUGUGGGUUUAAUUAUUAUUAUUAUUAUUAUUAUUAUUAUUAUUACCCUGCCCAGCCACACUGGGCAGCUCCCAACAGAUUAAAAACAGAAUAAAACAUCAAAUAUUAAAAACUUCCCUAAACAGGGCUGCCUUCAGAUGUCUUCUAAAAGUCAGGUACAGUGGUACCUCGGGUUAAGUACUUAAUUCAUUCCAGAGGCCCGUUCUUAACCUGAGACUGUUCUUACCCUGAAGCACCACUUUAGCUAAUGGGGCCACUGCGCUGCCGCUGCACGAUUUCUGUUCUCAUCCUGAAGCAAAGUUCUUAACCUGAAGCACUAUUUCUGGGUUUAUGGAGUCUGUAACCUGAAGCGUAUGUAACCUGAAGCGUAUGUAACCUGAGGUACCACUGUAGUUGUUUAUUUCCUUGGCACAGGGGUCAGCAACCUUUUUAAGCAGGGGGCCAGUCCACUGUUCCUCAGACCUUGUGGGGUGCCAGACUAUAUUUUUUUGGGGGGAAAUGAGUGAAUUCCUAUGCCUCGCAAAUAACCCAGAGAUGCAUUUUAAAUAAAAGGACACAUUCUACUCAUGUAAAAACACCAGGCAGGCCCCACAAAUAACCCAGAGAUGCAUUUUAAAUAAAAAGGACACAUUCUACUCAUGUAAAAAAUGCUGAUUCCUGGACCGUCUGUGGGCCGGAUUUAGAAGGCGAUUGGGCUGGAUUCAGCCCCUGGGCCUUAGGUUGCCAACCCAUGCCUUAGUAUCUGAUGGGAGGGUGUUCCACAGGGCGGGCGCCACCACCGAGAAGGCCCUCUGCCUGGUUCCCUGUAACCUCGCUUCUCGCAAUGAGGGAACCCCCAGAAGGGAGAGCUGCUGGACUGUCAGGUUAGGUGGAUCAGCGGAAUUGUCUGACCCGGAUAAGGCGACUUUGAAUGUAUUUCCCAGUUUGCUUCCAGUUGUGGUCUCUGUUGCUAAUGUCUGGAAGCCCAGUGAACACAACAACAGUAAUAAAUAUAGUAGCAAUGAUAAUGCACCCUGAGACAUUUUGAUUAUAAGUGAGAUUCAUUUUGCUUAAAUGUUGACUCUCUUGAAAGUUAUGCCUAGGGUCCUUGGAACAAAAAGCAGAAACUGAUGAGGACCCUCGAACCCCGUGGUUUCCAGUGUGGGGCAAUUUGAUUUUUAAGGGGGCCAUUCGAGCAUGAGUUAUUAACAGUUAAUGGCCUUUUAGGCUUCCUCCACAUGAAUAGGAGUUCACUUUUUGAAUACAGUGGUACCUCAGGAUAAGUACUUAAUUCGUUCCGAAGGUCCGUUCUUAACCUGAAGCUGUUCUUAACCUGAGGUACCACUUUAGCUAAUGGGGCCUCCUGCUGCUGCUGCUGCGCCGCCGGAGCACAAUUUCUGUUCUUAUCCUGAAGCAAAGUUCUUAACCUGAAGCACUAUUUCUGGGUUAGCGGAGUCUGUAACCUGAAGCAUAUGUAACCUGAGGUACCACUGUAAUAAGAAUUGUAUUUCACGGGGGGUGGGAUCAGGAUUUUAGAGAUGCUUAGGUGGGGCAUGGCCAAAAAAGGAAAGGAGUUGCCUGGUUAAAAACAAAGAAUGUUUACUAGUCUCCUGAAGACUGAAGAUACAAACCUCUGAGGAAGGAGAGCACUUAUGGGAAGCUCAACAUCCUUUGGAAAUUCUGUUCACAAAAUGCUUUUUUUUUUUUUUAACCCUUCAUCUUAUUUAACGUUCAGGUUUUCUUUUUUAAAAAAUGCUUUUUACUGAGUUUUCUUUAACAUACACAAACAAAAUAAAUACUCUAAAAUUCAACAAUCAUAUGUCUACUUAUUUUCUAAACACUCUUGUGCACAGACUUCCCUCCCUCCCUUCAACAGGCUUUCAUAUUGAAUUUCCUCUUUUUUCGCAGGUUUUUAGUAGCAUCCUAUACACAUAAAAAAUAAUAAUUUUAAUCCUACUACAGUCUUUAAGCUUCUAUGGUUAUUACCUAUAUACUCAACAAAUUUACUCCAUUUUUGAACUUUGUUUCCUCUUGGUUACGGAUCCUGUGGGUCAGUUUUGCUAAUUCUACAUAUUCAACCAUUUUUGUCUGCCACUCUAUUAGUGUUGGUAUUUCCUGAGUUGUCCAUUUUGGGGCUACUAAGAUUCUGGCGGCAGUCGUAGCGUACAUAAAUAGUCUCUGAUCUGCUUUUCUUAUUUCAUCUCCUAUCUCCUAGGAAGGAACUUUCAGGUUUUCUGAAUGACUGAAGUGCAAAUCUUGUUGUCAGGAUUCUCUCCUACCUUUUUUGAUCUUAUAUUUGGAUAUAUAUUCCUAUUAUAAUUUUUACGACACGUUCUCAUUUUGUAUUUUUAUGUUGUGAACCACCCUGUGAUCUUUGGAUGAAAGGUGGCAUACAAUUUUAAUUAAUUAAUCAUAAUAAUAGUAGUAAUGAAAGAGAGUUGCUGUUUCUUUCAGAGAAAGCUAAACAUCAUUAAUUUAUGUGUGACUAUUGCUUCCCUGGAACAUUUGAAAAAGCUUGGGUGACGAAGAAGAUGAGUCUUGUUUCAGAUUUGCUAGAGGCAGCCCUUUCCAGCAAAGAGGCUCUUCAUCAGCUUACUUUUAACCAUAUGUGAAUUCUGGGGAAGGGUAAUUCAAUUCUCUGCGCCUCAUAAAAGGCGUUGGGAUGGGUGGAAGCUAAGACGAGAAGCUUAGCUCUCAGCUGGACUGGGAAGAACGGGGUGGGCUAAGGUCAUUUCAGUGUCUAUAACCUCUGAAUGGACAAUCUCACCUGUUCGCCAGUGUCCAGCAACUGAUGUCCAGUCACUCAAGUCAGAAUGAUGCAGAGACUCCUUCUAAAAGACAGGUCUUGCUUCAAGACAGCCGUGGCUGCUUAAAUUAGAAACAGGUUUCCCUUUCAGCUCUAGAUGUCUGAGCUUCUAGGGGGUAGGUGUCUAAAGCAGCUAAAGAUUGUGAAAAGUAAAGGCAGAUUUCUUAAUUAUUUUCAGAAAAAGAAAUAAAAUUCAAUAGGGGUAAUUUUUUCGUGUAGAACAACUGCUUUAGAGUAUUGGUUUUAUUUUCAAUAAAUAUACAUCCCCCACCUUAUUUAUCAUCACAUCUUCUCUGAACUUCCUCCAGAGAUUUUUAUUGUGACUGCCAUGAGGAAUUACUGCAAUUUUUUAAAUGCUGUAAUUAAUUAAAUGACACAGCUUUCUCCCAUGUCCACAUUGCUUUACAAACCAUUUCAUAUUAGUUUUCUUUUACAUUCUGUUAGGGUUGCAAGCUGAUUUAUGAAAUAUUAGUCACCGUAAUGUUAGUCAAAUGAUUGAUCUAUUUAUAUUUGCAGAUAUUCACACAUUCACUAAACAGGUAAUCCCCUUCCGCCUUUAAAUAGCUCACACGUGCAUAUCUUGGAACAUCAUUUACUCACACAGACAUAUACACACACUCAUAUUUUAAAGCAAAAACUUAAUCUGAAUAUUCACAUUCCAAAGCUAAAGCAAAAGAUCAAAGGACGAAAACUCGGUUUUUGUAAGGUUAGCAUCCUGUUUCAGUGCUUUUUGAACACUACUGUUCUCUGUUGCUGAUUUUAUUCUGAUCUUGUUUUGAUUUCCUAUAAAAUGUGGGUGGAACAGGAAAGAGAGUGUGGAUUUGAGAUUUGUGGGGAGGAGGAUAUAUUUUUAUUUUAUUUUAUUUUAUUUUUACAAUUCUCAUUUAGAGUGCUGAAUGUUUAUUGGAGGAGCCUCCACUGCACGCACAUCCCAAAAGCAACUACUAGGACCCUCGUACCUACGAGACCGCCUCUCCCGGUUUGCCCCACGGAGAGCCUCAAGGUCCAUAAAUAGCAACACCCUAGUGGUCCUGGGCCCUAACGAAGUUAGAUUGGCUUCAACUAGAGCCAGGGCCUUUUCAACACUGGCUCCGUCCUGGUGGAACGCUCUGUCUCAUGAGACCAGGGCCCUGCAGGAUCUGAUUUCUUUCCGCAGGGCCUGUAAGACAGAGUUGUUCCGCCUGGUCUUUGGCUUGGAGCCAAUUUGAUUCCUUCCCUCUCUUUCUUUCUUUUUUCCUUUCCUUCUCCUCCUGCGAUGAGGCUACAUUUUAAUAUUUUAAUGUUUCAAUAUUUUAAUGUUGUAUAUUAAUUUUGUUUUUAAGUUGUAAUCAUUCAACUUGUUUUUAUUAUUGCUUGUAAGCCGCUCUGAGCCCAGCCUUGGCUGGGGAGGGCGGGGUAUAAAUAAAAAUUAUUAUUAUUAUUAUUAUUACUUCUGCUACGAACUUCAGAAUGGUAUCAAAGGAACCAUAUCUCCCCCUGCCCCAUACAAACUUGCCCAAGUUCUGAGAUAUCCAGGGGACACCGUUUUCUCAGUUCUGUCGCCUUCACAGGCACGUCUGGUGAAUGUGGGAGAGGGCCUUCUCAGUGGCUGCUCCCUGGCUUUGAAACUUGUUAUGUACUAAGCUUGGGUCCUAGAACAAUGGGCAAGUAGGAUCCUAGAAUGCAACAACUGAUUGGCUUGCAGGAAAAGACCAAUCAGGCUCCAGGAGGGAAGCAGAAUCAGCCAAUCAGACGGGACUCAUUGUGUAAAUAAUGUAUAUAAAAGCCUGAGUUUUGGGGGGCAAUUAAAUCAUUGCUGCAAUAAAGAGCAUGAAAUCACUACAGGGCUCUGUGUAUAUUUUAAAACUCCUUUCCUAGAGCAGCUAGACCAGGGCUCAGCAACGUUUUUUGAGACUGGGCCAGUUCACUCCCAGGCAGACAUCUCAGUGGGCAGGAGCGUGCGUGCCCAUGCGCGCCUGUGCGUGCGCUCAAGCUAUUUCCGGCACUUUUCUGGGUCGGAAGAGCGCUGGAAAUAGCGUGUGCGCAUGCGCAUGUGCACCGGAAAUAGCGUAUACACAUGUGUAAAGGUGUGUGCGCACACGCUAUUUCAGGCGCACUUCCGCGAUGCAGGAGUGCCCGUGCGCAUGCGCACACGCUAUUUCCAGCACUCUUCUGACCCGGAAGUCGGAACCGGCCCAUGGGCCUUAGGUUGCCGACCUCUGAGCUAGACUAAUUCCCUUCUUGUCCUUUUGUUCCAGCAGGAUUCUGGGAACUAACUGCUUUUAAGAAAAUAACUCUUUAACAGUGUGCUGUACAGUGGAAACUUGGUUCCCGAAGUUAAUCCAUUCCGGGAGUCUGUUCAAUUCCCGAAACAGUUCGAGAACCAAGUGCAGCAGCUUCCUGCCGCCAAUCAGAAGCCGUACCGGGUGUUCGGCUUCCAAAGAACGUUCGAAAACCGGAACAAUUACUUUUGGUUUUCGUUUGUUCGGGAGCCGGAACAUUCAGCUCCCAAGGCGUUUGGGAACUGAGGUUCCACUGUACCAUUUCUAAAAUUAUGAUUAUCUGCAUUUUAGUAUAUACGGCUUUCUACACUGUUUUGAUUCCAUGGAUAAAUUACUUCUUAACAAUAAUCUUGUAUACAUGGUUAGCUGUGUGCGUUUUAUCUGUAUUUGUCUUAAUUUUUGUGAGCUGUGUUGAGUCCCAGUUUUAGGGGAGAGGCGAGAUAUAAACAAACAAAUUUAAAUGGUACUGGUAAUAGGAAACAGGGACUCAUAGCUUGACUGCAGCUAGCACAUGCCCUGCAGACCACAAACUGAAAUAUUGCAGCAGCAUUUGUUUAGAUGAGAAGUUUACAGCUUCUCUGUGCUGGUUUUGAGGAAGCACAAUUUUGUUUUGCUAGGAACCUAUGAAGAACUUGUUAUCCCAGCAGUGCUGUAAACUUAGGAGGCUCUCAGAAGCUCAACUACCAAGAGGUUCUACCACCAUGGCAACCAGGGAAGCAAAGCUUAGAUGGGUUGUGGUGUCAUUAGGAAAGCCAUGAAACAUUUCUUUUAUAGAAUUUACUCGGUUUAGUAGGCCGGUUUCCACCACAAUGGCUAUGCAGUCCAGAAUUAACUACAGUGGUACCUCGGGUUACAUACGCUUCAGGUUACAUACACUUCAGGUUACAGACUCUACUAACCCAGAAAUGUUACCUCAGGUUAAGAACUUUGCUUCAGGAUGAGAACAGAAAAAGUGCUUUGGCGGCGCGGUAGCAGCAGGAGGCCCCAUUAGCUAAAGUGGUGCUUCAGGUUAAGAACAGUUUCAGGUUACUACAGAACAAAUUAAGUACUUAACCCGAGGUACCACUGUAUAAGCAAAUUAAGCUUAAGUGUAGAGUCCCAGUCAAAUUCAAAACCAUGUUAUGACAGAAUUAUUUAGAAUUUCUCAAUGUGGAGAGAGUGCUGGCGUUGUCCAUGGCUUUUUUCUUUUCUUUUUGUUAACUAUAUUUUUGAUAACUAUAUUCUGGUUGAACUUUCCUCAUGAUAUUGCAGGGCAGUAGCCUUGCUUGUUCUUAGGCUGGCACAGGUAAAAUAAUAUUGUGUAUUAUUGCUGGAGAGUCUGUGAGAAUGGUGGUUUUUAAGAACAGGAAUUGUUCAGCUAAAGCUUAUCGUUUCAGAUUAUUGGGUUUCUCUUCAACAAAUCCUUUUGCAUACAUUGUGCUUCUGUAUUUUGGUUAACACCCCUUUGGAUACUUUCUGAUUUAAAGUGCUAAGGGAAAAGGGACUGGUGUUCCUCUUAGCACAGCAUCGCAGAUGCUUCCACAAACAGGGAGUGGACUUGUAUGAAUGCCUAUUCAGUGUGUUUCAGAAACAUUCCAGUAAUUUGUUUAAAGCAAAACGUAAUUAAAUAGUGAAUAAUUUAAUAAUUGAGGAAUGUUUAAUUAGAUGGCGAAUGCAUAUUAGCAGGCACUCUAGAUUGGUGUUGUGAGCCGUAGUAGUAAUCGACAUCUCUGUUCAAGAAGGAGACAAUCUCAGCAUUAAGCUUGCAGCUAGAGCAGUGGUGUAGUUCUUUCACAUUUGAUAAAGCUCUUUGAGGAGGCACAAAACAGACACCCACCCACCCAGGAAAAACCGAAAUGUACCCAAAUCGUUUAAAUUGUGUUUACAGCUUCUCUUUAUUCUCUUUUGGCCCCAUUUUUAAUUGUUUCCCUUACAACGUGAUCCCAGGCAAUCGAGGAUAGUGUAGAUGUGUUGACAUAAUGGGGCCGCAGAACCAUUCAGAUACGUCUAUGAGACAACAUCACGGAGAACAAAACCUUCACCUUGCCAUCCCUCAGAAUAGAAGAGGGAAUGAAUGCCGGUUGCUGUGACACUUUUGGGUCUUGCCAUACUGUAUUUGCAGUUUAGCAUCCAACGGAACAAGAGGGAGCAUUGGCCUAGUUGCUUUAACAGUGGGGCCGUGUUCAUCCUCUCCCUGAUCACACAGUCUCUUGUGACCCCGCCAAAAGUGACUUGGACACUGAUACAUAGCGAGUGGGCCAAGCUAGGUUGCGAAAGCCAUUGAUGCGGAUUGCAGAGGUGCUGUACCCAGGCCCCAAUGCCAGACUUGAACCUUCCAGUCAUAUUCCCCCGAGAGGCCAACACCUUCACUGCCAAAGAGUUCACCGCAGGCCCUGCUCACCAAAGCAGGCAAUGUACUUUGCGGGAAAUAGGAGAUGGAGUGGUAGGCUCCAAGUGACAAGGCUACCCCUUUCCAUUCUCAGGAAGGAGAGGAACAUAGGAGGGAUAAUAUAAGCUCUCAGUUGAGUGGGUCUCCUUGGAACAAGUUGUCUGCUUGCUGUGAACUGUCCACGGUACUGAAGAACCUCUCUUUGGUUGACAUUGUUUGUCUAGUACAGUGGUACCUCUGGAUGCGAACAGGAUCCGUUCCGGAGCCCCGUUCGCAUCCUGAAGCGAACGCAACCUGUGUCUGCGGGUCGUGAUUUGACACUUAUGCGCAUGCGUGUGACGUCAUUUUGAGCAUCUGCGCAUGUGCGAGUGGUGAAACCCAGAAGUAACACGUCCCGUUACUUCCGGUUUGCCGUGGAGCGCAACCCGAAAACGCUCAACCUGAAGCAUAUUUAACCUGAGGUAUGACUGUAGUUCAUGGGUAGGCAAACUAAGGCCCGGGGGCCGGAUGCGGCCCAAUCGCCUUCUAAAGCCGGCCCACGGACGGUCCGGGAAUCAGCAUGUUUUUACAUGAGUGGAAUGUGUGCUUUUAUUUAAAAUGCAUCUCUGGAUUAUUUGUGGGGCCUGCCUGGUGUUUUUACAUGAGUAGAAUAUUUGUGGGGUAUAGGAAUUUGUUCAUUUCCCCCAAAAGAAAUAUAGUCCGGCCCCCCAGAAGGUCUGAGGGACAGUGGACUGGCCCCCUGCUGAAAAUGUUUCCUGACCCUUGGGCUCUAGUUCAUGUUUCCUGAUCUAGCCUGUGCAUUAUUAACUGCCUUUGGCAUCAAUGACUAGACCACUUUUUGGAGCUGCUUUCUCCAAAUCUUUCCACGUGCUCAGCCUCACCAGGAUUGGGAACGGCCUAGUGCAAAAAAUGUACCCAUUGUUUAUUUAAAACACUUGCAUGCCACAUACAGUGGAACCUCAGUUGUCAAACGUAAUCUGUUCCGGAAGACGGUUUGACAACUGAGGCGCGAUUGCUGGUCGGCAAAUUCCUUUUAAAAAAUGGAGAAAUGCACCUCGGAAGCUGUUCAACUUCUGAGGCGCGUUCAAAAACAGAAGCAUUCACUUCCAGGUUGUCGGCGUUUGGAUUCCGAAUUGUUCGGCUUCUGAGGCGUUCGAUAACUGAGGUUCCACUGUAUUUUUUAACCCCACAAAACUUUGAGAUACCUUACAACAAUUAAGUAGCUAAAUCCUUUCACCUCCUUUCACGGUACCCUGAAACAGAUUGCUGGGGGUGUGGUGUGGAAAUGCCCACAGAGCAAAAUGUCCCCUGAUUUAACUCCUUUGCAUGGCGACUUACCUCAAGUCCCCCUUGCUUGAGUGCUGUCCCCUUUUACCAGCUACACUCCUUUGCACUUUCCCUCUCAUGCUAUAUUUUCUCCCUGUCGCAAACAGUAUGCACAAACCGCAUACACUGAUAGAGGAGUGGGGAACAUUUUUCCUCUGAAAGACCAGUACAAAUAACUCCCUCCUGAGGGUGCUGUAUGUGAGAGAAGUCGCUUUUGAGCCAUUGUUACUGUUGGGAAAGCAAAAGAAAAUCGCAUUGGAGUUCCAGUCACAGAAUUCCAAUGUAACAUGUAGUCUGACUUUUAGAGACAUAUGUAAACACAGCAGGGAGCACUCCUCACACUUCUUCAAUGGGAAACAGUCCAGAGCUUUGCCAUAUAUAACCAUUUUCCACAGGGCCUAUAAAUCCAGCUGUCUCCGUAAGGCCAAGUUAGUUUCUGUUGUUAGGAUAAACGAAAGAAGCAAAUGUUAGUUGUCAAACGCUGGAGUCUUAUUUUGCAGGAAACAAGAACAUGAGAUAGCAACAAGCCAAGCUCAUGAAGGAGAAAAAUGAACUGGAAAAAAGUGUGGUACAGUUAUAAAUAAGGAGAGAGGGAGAGAGAGAAAUCUGGUCAGGCUUUUUAGGGGCCUUGUAUGCUUCUUUGGGGUGUAAGAUUUUAUUUAAACAAAUGUUUGGGAUAGAUAUUUAACUAUUAAAAAAAGGUAAAGGUAAAGGACCCCUGACAGUUAAGUAGGGCUCAUCUUGCUUUACUGGCCGAGGGAGCUGAUGUUUGUCUGCAGACAGUUUUUCCGGGUCAUGUGGCCAGCAUGACUAAGCCGCUUCUGGCGAAACCAGAGCAACGCAUGGAAACACUGUUUACCUUCCCACUGAAGCAGUACCUUUUUAUCUACUUGCACUGGCAUGCUUUCAAACUGCUAGGUUGGCAGGAGCUGGGACCGAGCAACGGGAGCUCACCCCGUCAUGGGGAUUCGAACUGCCGACAUUCCAAUUGGCAAGCCCUAGACUCAGUGGUUUAGACCACAGCGAGGCUAACUGUUCUGAGCAAUGUCUCUGCUAUGCCACAAACCCUCUUGUGUAACUUUGAAUAAGUAGAACGUUUGAUAAAACGUUCUUUUAUUUUAUAUAAAUUAAUGCAGUAUAAAUAUUUUACCACCACCAUGCGUCUACUGACAGUAACUGACUCUGAUUGAAUUCUGAACUUUACUGACAACCAGGGUGGGCGAGAAAGAUAUCUUUUUGCUGAACUUGUACCAGAUUGAUUGUACAGCAAGGAUAGCUAAUCUGUGUUAAGCCGUUUUGAACAUGCACCGUUAGGGAAAACUGGAUGUGACAGAACUGCCACAUUUGUUUGGUCAGAUGUGCUUCUUCACAUACCAAGUGAGGAAAGGAGUGUGCAGGAAGUAAGGAGGGGAGGGCCUGAUCCCUUUACCUCGGUGCAUUCUGUUUAAUAACUUUUCUCCUGCCUCCCUUCCUGGAUCAAUUUUGGUACUGGAGCCAGGCUGGCGGGAAAGUGCCUGAAAGGAUGGCGUGUGGGGAGGUCAGGUCAAUACCUUAUUAGUCUUGUCAGUGCUAACCCAUAUAUAAAGGUAAUGGGGUUGGGGGGAAUGGAGAAGAGAAAGUAAGGGAGCAAAUGAAUAUAAUCCCAGCUUUCUUGGUGUGGGCCAGAGUGCCCACACCUAGUGCCUACAAUUGGUGUGGCUGCCUAAUUGCAACAUCAGCCACACCAAUUGUGGGAACAUGGUAACCCCAAAGAUAGAUUACUGCAAUGCAUUAUAAGAAGAGUUUGGAUUUGAUAUCCCGCUUUAUCACUACCCGAAGGAGUCUCAAAGCGGCUAACAUUCUCCUUUCCCUUCCUCCCCCACAACAAACACUCUGUGAGGUGAGUGGGGCUGAGAGACUUCAGAGAAGUGUGACUAGCCCAAGGUCACCCAGCAGCUGCAUGUGGAGGAGCGGAGACACAAUCCCGGUUCCCCAGAUUACAAACCUACUGCUCUUAACCACUACACCACACUGGCUCUUAUACACAGGGCUGCCUCUGAAGACGGUUCGGAAGCUUCAGUUAAUGCAGAAUUCAGCGGCCAGGUUGCUUACUGGAGCAAGAUGGUUUGAGUAUAUUACACCGAUCCUGGUCUGACUGCACCGGCUACCAAUUAGUUUCUGGGUCCAAUUCAAAGUGCUGGUUGUGACCUAUAAAGCCUUAACAGCGCAGGACCGCAAUACCUCAAGGACCGCCUCUUGCCGUAUGAACCUUCCUGGACCCUGAGAUCAUCCUCUGAGGCCCUUCUACAUGUGCCUUCUCGAGAGGUCUGGAGGGUGGCAAAACAAGAACGGGCCUUCUCUGCAAUGGCUCCCCAUCUGUGGAAUGAUCUCCCCAGGGAAAUUUGCCUGACGCCUUCAUUAUGCACCUUUAGGUGCCAGGCAAAAACAUUCUUUUUUUAACUAGGCCUUUGGCUGAUCUGAUUGACAUCCUAUGCCCUUUUAAAAUGUGGUUUUUUUUAUGGGGGAGCGGUUAUUGGUUUGUUGUUUUUAUUUUGAUUAUAUAUUUUGUGGUUUUAUAUUUUGAUUUUGUUCUUGAGACCUCUGGGAAUAGGAUGGUGUAUAAAUUCAAUAAAUAAUAAUAAUAAUCAGUUUCUGCCUGCUCUUUAAGGGAAGGAAGACCUGGAAACGCAAGUCCUAUGUUUCCACUCUUCCUACUGGCUCUGUCCUGCUGGGGGACUGUGGGUUUUACCUAUUCUGUAGCUGCGGAGUGAUGGUGGCAGCAGCUGACAGAGUGCUUUGCUUCCACCCUUUUCUGCCUUCUUCCCACCCGCAGUGCACAUUCAUUGUACAGUGGUACCUCGGGUUACAUACGCUUCAGGUUACAGACUCUGCUAACCCAGAAAUAGUACCUCAGGUUGAGGAUGAGAACAGAAGUACCUCAGGUUGAGGAUGAGAGCAGAAAUCGCAGGGUGGCGGCGGGAGGCCCCAUAAGCUUAAGUGGUGCUUCAGGUUAAGAACAGUUUCAGGUUAAGAACGGACCUCCGGAACAAAUUAAGUACAUAACCAGAGGUACCACUGUACUUGCUGUAACAUCUAAACAAGGCUCACGGAGCACUUUAAGUGAGUGACUGCUUCUGGUAAAGUCUGUACUGUAAUUUGCAUCUUGCUCCACAAUGCUUAGGGCGAAUUCCGAGUAUUAGCAACCUGCUUUCACUAUACAUAUGUGUUUGGACGGGUUAUUUGUGCAAAAUUCCUUUUUCUUCCUGGUUCCUAUUAUAAAAACCCCCCCUUGUGUGCGCACUAUGAGGCUACAGGGAAACAGCCCCUCAUUCUCCAUCCUGUCAUCUGCAUAAUGGGCUCCCUGGAAAGAGUUUUCACCAUGCUAUAGCUGUGUUGUGAUUGGCUGCAGAGUUAGUCUGAAUCCUGUGUUCCAUCAUGAUAGCAUGAAGGGGCAGAGCAGUGGGUGUUGUUGUUUUUACCUUGCUGUUGAAUUCAGCGCUGUGGUCUAAACCACUGAGCCUCUUGGGCUUGCUGAUCAGAAGGUCGGCGGUUUGAAUCCCUGCAAUGGAGUGAGCUCCCGUUGCUCUGUCCCAGCUCCUGCCAGACUAGCAGUUCGAAAGCACACCAGUGCAAGUAGAUAAAUAGGUACUGCUGUAGCAGGAAGGUAAACAGUGUUUCCGUGUGCUCUGGUUUCUGUCAUGGUGUUCCGUUGCGCCAGAAGCAGUUUAGUCAUGCUGGCCACAUGACCCGGAAAGCUGUCUGUGGACAAACACCAGCUCCCUUGGUCUGAAAGCGAGAUGAGCGCCGCAACCCCAUAGUCACCUUUGACUGGACUUUAACCUUCCAGGGGUCCUUUACCUUUUGCCUUGUUGUUUUUAGCUUGCUGCCGAAUUCAGUGGGGUCAUUUUCAUUUUCACAUAUUUAGGUACCCCUUUUAUUGGUAAACAUUACACUGACAUGGUGUCAAGAGCAAUAUCUAAGGAAGUUUAGAAUUUAGCAUAAGCUUGCUCCUCCCCUGUAAGACAUCCAGCAUGGCUUUUUGGUAGCUGCUUCUUCUUCUUUAGUGAUCACUAAGUAAGAUUGUCUUCCAUAAACAAGGUUUUAACAGUGAGUCCGUAAGUGACUGUGGAGGCCAAUUCUGGACCCACACAUCCUUCCACAGUGGGGACAUUGGUUCCCAGGCAGGAGUUGAUCACAGUGUGGACUGGAAAUGGGAAUAAUCUGGGAUAGCGUUGCACUAAUGUAUCCCUGAUGAUAUGCUUCUGCUAAGACACUAGUAAGGGUACUUACAUCAAAUCCUAAAGCACUCUAGCCAGCAUUACUGAACUGUAGGACUGGGCAACCCAUGGCUAUAAUUUUUCUAAAGUCAAAAUUUUAGAAUUUUUCAUAGAUUUCAUGAAUUAAAUUUAUGCACAGGUUUUUUUUUGCUUGCCUCACGUUGAAAAGAACUUCAUUAAUAUAAACCUCUGAGGGAGGCAUCAACAAGAACAUCUUAAAUAUCCUGGAAUGGUAAGUUCCAGGAUAAUAUAUGGCUUUCUGCUUUAUUUACCGGAGUUUGGUCAUAUUUGGGCAUUGGGAUGCUGUUUUAUUGCACUUACUGCCCAGUUCUAAUGCACUUACUUUGUUACAUGUUCUGUUCUUAAGUGUUCUUCAGUAAUAAACUAUCAGUAGAACAGCAGAUACUGAAAAACAAAUACUCUUGAUCAUGGCCAUCAACUGGAUUGCUGAAAGCAGUCAGAUUCUAGAGCACUCAUUAGUUGGCACAGAGCCAGUGUCUUGGUGUGGAGUUUGACCCCAUUAAGAAAAGGCAUGUGCCUUAUAGCCAGAGCUGUGACUACUUAGCCUCUAUUAGUGUCUCCAUUUUCCUGGACUAAGCUUAAAUUUACACAGUCUGUUGGUGACCUCAAGCAGUCAUUCAGAGUGACGCUGCCUUACCCGACACAAAGAGAAAGAAGAAAUAUAACUGUGUGUCAUCAGUAUGCUGACCCAAUACUGAAAGCCACCUAGAUAGAGAUCCAGGAGACUCAACCCAGUCACACCAUCCCUGCCAUUACAGGUACUCUACCAGACUGAUCAAGGCAGAUUCGGUUGUGAAUCCUGGCCGGAAGCCAGACGGAAAUGAAUCUAGACAAUCACUUUCAGCUGAAAGCACUUGGAGCUGAUUUGCCACGUCAGGCUUCAGCAACUUGGCCGGGAAUGAUUACUUAAAAGCUGGCCUAUAAUUCCCUAAUACCAUGGGGAUGUGAGAAUGCCUUCUUUAAUGGGAUUACGACUCCUCCUUGAAGAACAGCUGGUCUUCCUGGUGCAAUGCAUUAAUGAAAGUCAAGUUAGAAUUUGACUGAUUGCCUUGGUAAGCCUUCAGAAACCAAGAUGAACAGGGUCAAGCAGAACAUCUGUACAUCUAAUAUAUAUGUGUAGAAAAGGAGUGUUGGCAGCUUGCCAGGACAGCUUGGUAUAGUAGUGUUCUUCUCCUGGUAAGUGCAGCUUUGUGUGUUAUCCUUACUUGAUCUCUCAGUGGCUUUUGAUACCAUGGUAUCCUUCUGAGCCAACGUAGUGGGAUGGGUAUUGGACACACUGUUCUACAGUGGUUCUGAUGCUAUAUCCAGGAUUAGCUUCAGAGAAUAGCAUUGGGUGAUGGUCUUUCAGCCUCCUGGUAGUUGUGCUGUAGGGUAGCUUUGUCUCCAGUGCUAUUUAACAUCUAUAUGAAGCCAUUGGGAGUGGUCAUUGGGAGAGAAGUCAAGCAAGGUGUCACCAGUAUGCUGAUGACCCCCAGCUCUACUUCUCUGCAACAUUUGAAUCAGGUGAGGCUAUGCAAAGCCUGAGCCAGUGCUUGGACUCAACAGAGAACUGGGUGAGGACCAGUAUCCCGGCAAGACAGAAGCACUGUGGGUGGGUGGUUACUGAGCCGAUUACUUAUUUGCAUGGGGUUGCACUGUCCCGGAAAGAUCUGAGGAUGCUCCUGAAGGCCCAGGUGACCUCAGUGGCCAGGAAUAUCUUCUAUCCAUUUCAGCUAGUAAGACGACUGCAGCAGUUCUGGACCAGGGUAGCCUUACCGCUGUCGUCCAUUCACUGGAAGCCUACAGUCUGGAUUAUUGCAAUGUACUCUAUAUGGGGCUGCCCUUGUGGAGGGUCUGAAAGCUGUAGUUGGUGCGAAAUGCAGUGGUGCUCACUGGGGCAGGAUAUUGUCCACACAUUACCCCGCAGUCGAUAUAAUUGAACUGGCUGUCAAUUAGCUACCAUGCUAAGUUCACUGUGCCGAUUUUGGUGUAUGAGGUCCUGUACAAUUUGGGACCAGGAUACCCAAUAGAUCAUCUCACCCCAUAUAUAUCGUGAGGGCCUCCUGCAGACGCCAUCUUUCUCUGGAGGUCCAUUCUGCACAAUGUAGGAACCAAGCUUUUAGUAUAGUAGCACCUGGUCUUUGGAAUUCCCUGCCCUUGAAAAAUUGGACAGGAGCCAUCUCUGGGGGGGUUUUGGCACCUGCUGGAUCUUUCCACAAGUCCUUUCAGCCAAGAUCUUUCCCAGUUUGCAUCUGCAUCUGAAUUGUUUUUAAGAUGAUUUUAUCCUUUUCACACUCAUUUGCUGCACUGGACACUUGGGAGGAAGAGUGGGAUGUACUUUUAAAAGAUGAAUGAAAUGAAAGGAAAUACUUUAUUGUCACUUGUACAACUUGUAUACAGUGAGAUUACACGAGCACCCCCCACUCAGCUCUCUUAUUCUUAAUCCCCCCGUUUACUGACGCACACCCACCAAACCCAAAAGUCAGUUGCCCUGUUGUUAUCUUUUCAUUCAGCAGCCUAACAGCCCACGGAUAGAAGCUAUUCUUUACCCUGUUGGUGCGACUAAUCAUGCUUCUGUAUCUUCUGCCUGAGGGCAGGAGAUCAAGAAAGUGCCGGCCCAGGUGUGAAUCAUCCCUGAGAAUUUCCCUCACUCUCCUGAGGCAACGUUCUUCCGCUAUUUCAUCCAGCAGAUUCACGGGACAGCCCAUAAUAUCUUGUGCUGUAUUCACCACCCUCUGUAGGCACUUCCUAUCAGAUGAUGUCAAACCAGCGUACCACACCGUGAUGCAGUAUGAAAGGACACUUUCUAUUGUUGACCAGUAGAAGGAGAUCAUCAAAUGUUGAUUGACAUUGUUCUUCAAUACUCUGAGGAGAGUAUUUAAUUUAAUUUAAUCUGGAUUCUACACGUAUGUAGUUUUGUUCUCACUGAAAGGAGUUAAACUGAGGCAGGAAUUAAGAGUAAAAUAUUUCAGAGAAAAUGUCCCUGAAGUGGUCAUUACUUCUCAAAAAGAUACAUUUCCCGGUGGCAGAAAAUGAUCUUUGCUCUUUUCCCCCUCUUCCAGGCUUGUGUUUGGCACUCUUUAUCCUGCAUAUUACUCAUACAAAGCUGUAAAAUCAAAGGAUAUUAAAGAAUAUGUAAGUAUCACUUCUGGGAUUAUCAAGGUAAACCUAGGUUUCCGUUCGCAAAAUGCCUCCCAGUGGAUUUUACCUGGCUCUUUAGGCAGAAUGAAGAACUUAACAUGCUUCAGAGUUUCAGAUUUGAUUUCCCUAUAUGUAUAUUUGGUGCUAAAUAAUCAGCGUACAUCUUCCACCAUUUUGCCUCACCUGAGAAAAGAAGAAAUUUUUGUAAAAGCAAUUUCUAUAGCUAACCUGGAGACUAUUUAAAAACACAUAUGCUAGGUAUAAAGUCCCAUUGAAUGAUGCUUUUGCGUAGCGCUUGCAUAAAAUCCCAUUAAAAAACAAAAAGUAGUGGGAAGCCUGCAUGACGUACAUCUUUCUUGUAUGCCUUCAACUCCCUACUUAAAUGGUUAAAUUCUGUAUUCCCAAAUUCAGUUUAAAUAGGGUCAUCAUGGUGGUUUAGGUAAUUUAUAGAGGUGUAUUGGAUGUUAACACCAGCGCUGAACACAAUGUGGGCAGCCAUUUUGUCAUUAGUUAAAAAACAAGAACCUUCGAUACAGAGUUCAUGAACAGUUAUUGCCUGUUAAUGUUAAAAAAAUAUUAUUACCAUGGCCCUUCCCAACUACAGUGAACUUAACUGCACCUCUUAGCAUACAUUUGGGCUGGUAUACCCAACUCUAACCUUCAGAUAGCAGGAAUUAGGCAUUCAGUAGCUAAUUUUGUAGUACUGUAACCUGGUUUUGGGGUACAGUAAAAACAGUUUGCGAAUACUGGGUGCAGUGAUACAAAACAGAUAUGGGAAUUCACUGAAAUUGUGAUAGUCGUACUUACAAGGCAAGGCUAGAUUGAGGCUAAGUAGCUAAGCUGAAAUGAAUGAAUAGCUAAAUAUUCUCAGUAGUUUACAAGAGAGGGGAUCAUAGAAAUAUCGUGCAAUAUGGAGGUAUAUAAAUAGCAGGUGUUAUGUAAUAUAAGGACUUAUCCUUGUAACUUUUUCAUAGCUGUCAUUGGAGAGGUUUGGGGUUAAUUAGGAUUAUCAUAUCCAUUUCAGCAUAAGAGUGCACAGAGAAUAUUCAGAAUUGCAGACGUGAUCGCUUGUGGCACCAACAAAUGCUGUGGCCAGGAGCCUUACUCUGUGAACACUUCUUUUAGAGAUGAGUUUACUCCAUCUUGGAGGCAUAAACUGUGUUCUGUUAGGCCCACAUUUGUAACUGGAGAUAGCUCCUAGUGCCCUCUUCCCAUUCCGUCACUUAGGAGUAAAUCUAAAGAUACUUCAAGACUCUUGUACAACUCUUGAAUCACAAGAAUGGCCAGGAAUGCCUGCACUUUAGUGACUCACUUGAACUGAUGUAUUUGUUAUAUAGGCACUGCAUACAGUUUUUAGAUACUUUCUAAAAACAGUUCUAGGCUAAUAAUGAAAACUCAAGUUCUUAAUUUUUAAACAGUGUGAACUAACUAUUAAGCUUAAUAAUGCAUUACAAAAUGAAGCAUUGGUUUGUACAAGUAACCUAGAUUGAAAUUUGGUGAAUGGUGUGAGUUUGACCUCUCCUCCACAAGAACAUUGAAAUAUGAUUUAUAAAUCUAAAUGUAAUUCAGUGCAAUUUGAAAACAGAGUCUCAAUUUCAUCUAUUUCAUUUCCUGUCACUUUCUUGGGUCUUAGGAAAAAUUCAUAUCAUAUAAUUAAAGCACUGUUAUACCACUGUAACAGUCAUAGCUUCCCCCAAAGGAUUCUGGGAGCUGAAGUUAAGGGCCCUCAUGGAGGUACAAUUCUCAGCACCCUUAAACUACAGUGUGGUAUUCACCUAAGUGUUGCUCACAAGUAGACCCACUGAAAUUAAUGAACAUGAAAGCGAGUUCCAUAAAUUUCAAUGGGUCGUCCUUACGUAAUUCUUCAUGUCUGUUAGGGGUACGAGAAUGCUCUAAACGUGUGCUGUGGGUGUGACCAUAGUUUCUUGUGCCAAAUGACCCUUGUUCAAAUCACUCUUUUUCAUUUAUUCCAAAGAUUAGACAUUUUGGUGGCCAAGGCAAAAAAAAAUCUGAAGGAACCUUUGCCUUGUGCUUACAGAGUAUAUAGUAAUAAAAGCAAUAAUACGGGUGCCUCAAAAUCUGCCGCCUGAGGUAAACCAACAUGACUUGGCCCAAUGGUAGGACUGGCCCUGGCCCUGAGGGAAUGAGGCCUGGGAGAAAGAAGCAAUACCCACAAUCGUUAGGAAGUGCUAAACGAACAUUUGCUUAUAACCAUUCUUGUGCUUUAUUCCUAGGUAAAAUGGAUGAUGUAUUGGAUCAUAUUUGCACUCUUCACAACAGCAGAGACAUUCACGGACAUUUUUCUUUGCUGGUUAGUAUCCCGCCCAGAUGCUUCCUUCCCUCCCUCCCAAAAAAAAAAAACAAAAGCAGGGAAAAACAAAUGUUUUUGAAAGGAGCAAAAGUGCAAGAUAAUACUAGACGUUGCUCAAUAGCACCAGGUGCAUCAGAUGCUUAUCUUUAGAAGCUGGACACUUCCUCUGUCAGAAAUGCCACAUUAGUGUGGUACACGAGGGGUUUGGGGUGGGUGUUAUAAAUUGGAUGGGAAAUGCUGUGCAGGGAAAUGGCUGCAAAGAGUUUAAUGUGAUGGGUCUGCUGCAGUGAAUGGGAAGCUGUGAAUCCUGCUGCCACAUUUGGCUCUGAGUGGGUUAAACCACAGAGCCUCGACUUGCUGAUCAGAAGGUUGGCGGUUCGAAUCCCUGCAACGGGGUGAGCUUCCAUUGCUCGUUCCCUGCUCCUGCAAACCUAGCAGUUCUAAAGCACGUCAAAGUGCAAGUAGAUAAAUAGGUACCGCUCCGGCGGGAAGGUAAACGGCGUUUCUGUGCGCUGCUCUGGUUUGCCAGAAGCGGCUUAGUCAUGCUGGCCACAUGACCUGGAAGCUGUACUCCGGCUCCCUCGGCCAAGAAAGCGAGAUGAGCGCCGCAACCCCAGAGUUGGUCACGACUGGACCUAAUGGUCAGGGGUCCCUUUACCUUUACUGGUACUGGAGAGCACCCAGCAAAGUGGGUUGUGGAGGAUUAGUUUUAAAAAAGGGCAAAGCAGACAAAUUAAAAGUGCUCCACUCUGAGUGUAGUCAUAUGUGGAAGAGCAUAACAUUUGUCUGAGGCCGAAUCUAGUUUCAAGAAGAAAAACUGAAUCUAUGAUAAGAAUAAAUGAGAAUGGAACAAAGAGGAUGCAGAGUGCACACAGUAGAGAGAGGCACAGAAGAUAGAAUCUCCUCUCUGCCAUCGGCAAACUCACUAGCGUUGCCCAAGGAUGGUCCACUGUUGCAUCUUACCAUUCUUCAAGGCAAGAGCCCUCAGUGAUGAUUGUGGUGGAAUGAAGAACUCAGAUCAUACUGUGGGGAGAAAUAGCCAAACCAGCCCAAGCCCAGCUACUGGGAAGGAGAUUGCCACCACCUUAUUGCAUCCCACUUGUGGCCAGAAUCAGUACCCAGUCAGGGUGCUCUCUUCACAGCCACCCUUCGUUCUUCUUGAUCCAUUGACUUCCCAGGUGGGUGGGCUGGCAGUGACAAGCGAAGUUGGAACAGAGCCAGAAGGAAGAAAAAGUUGGCUGGGCCUUAGAAACUAUUCAAACCAGGCCCAUGUGGUGAUCAGAGUUCCCCUUCUGACAUAGCUGCAGUACACUUAACUUGUGUGUGUGUGCUUGUUUGCAUGAAUAUGUGCUAAAAGCGUCAAGGAAACAGGCCAUGGAGAGCGACCCUUGACUUUUCCUGCCCCAAGCUUAUAGUAUUAAUUGGCCUUGGGAAAGUCAUGGCAGGCUGUGGUGGAAGAAGAGGUGCUUGGGGGGGAGGAAAGUGGGAAGAGAACAUGAAGAAUCUGAAGUGAAGAGCAGGCAGGUUGCUGGCACUCGUUUGGCUGCAGGAGUUGUCGGAGGGAGGAAUUACAAGGCGCCAUCCAGCCAUCUUAGGGACUCCACUCUGGAUUUCUGAAGGGUUUACUCCCUAGCCUUCUCUUCUGCCAAAGAUAUCCUGCAAGGCAGCCGAGGUUUAGGGCCAGAGCUUUCCUUCUCCUAGAUGGGCUACCUUCCCAGGUUGAGCUGGUAGAAGGAAAGAUCCAGGGAAGUUUUUAAUGUGUGACAUUUUAAUGUAUUUUUAAUCUUUGUUGGAAGCCGCCCAGAGUGGCUGGGGAAACCCAGCCAGAUGGGUGGGGUACAAAUACAGUGGUACCUCAGGUUAAGUACUUAAUUCGUUCCGGAGGUCCGUUCUUAACCUGAAACUGUUCUUAACCUGAAGCACCACUUUAGCUAAUGGGGCCUCCUGCUGCUGCUGUGCCACCGGAGCCCGAUUUCUGUUCUUAUCCUGAAGCAAAGUUCUUAACCUGAAGCACUAUUUCUGGGUUAGCGGUGUCUGUAACAUGAAGCGUAUGUAACCUGAAGCAUAUGUAACCCGAGGUACCACUGUAAUAAAUUAUUAUUAUUAUUAUUAUUAUUAGGAUAGGGCUCUUGGAGAAGGAAGCAGAGAGGAGGGAGAAAAGGCACAAACAAGGAUAAAUAUAUUGUGCUUUUUGUCUGCGUGCCGUUUUCCAUUCCUUGUUUGCCUGUACCUAGUGAGUUAGUUUGUUCUCCCACCCAUUUCCCUGUUGCGAUAGAUGUUUGAGUUUAUUGGUGUGGUGGUGGAAACAGUCCGUCAAACCACUGCAAGCUGAACAAACUGGAGCUUCCUGUUUGCCUUCUCUUUCAAGCAUGAGCUGAAGGCCUCCCAGAUGCUGCUGGAUUAUAAUAUCCAUCAACCCGACUAUAACCAUUGGCCAUGCUGGCUGGGGUUGGUAGGAGUCCGACAUCAGCUGCAGGGCCACAUGUUACCCACCCCUGGCCUAGAGGAAGACUAUAACAGCCCUGCAGAAUCUGAUAUAUUUGUUUUUGUGCUGAGGUGCUUUGGCUGUACAUUAGGAUGUAUGGAAAUGAUUUGUUGUCUUCCUAGACCUUUUAGAAAUAAAAUAAAAAAUGUAUGGCAGGUCUGCAAAGUCAGUCUUGCACUCGCAGAGGAGAGAGCUAUAAUUUAGAUGUGUUAUGAGACUCUGCAGUUGCAUCAUCAGCCAAGAAGGCCUGAAUUGCUUAGAAGAAGAAAGAGAGAAAUGGUGCUGUGAGGAACCUUGUUUCGUUGUUAUUUGAGUGGGGAUGGAGAACAAUAUGAAGAGAUGACUGAACUUUUGAGAUCAAUUAAGGGAUUCUUGUCGGGAAGCGGGUGGCGCUGUCGGUUAGACCACAGAGCCUAGGACUUGCCGAUCAGAAGGUCGGCGGUUCGAAUCCCUGCAACGGGGUAAGCUCCCGUUGCUCAGUCCCCGCUCCUGCCAACCUAGCAGUUCGAAAGCACGUCAAAGUGCAAGUAGAUAAAUAGGUACCGCUCCGGCAGGAAGGUAAACGGCGUUUCCGUGCGCUGCUCUGGUUCACCAGAAGCGGCUUAGUCGUGCUGGCCACAUGACCCAGAAGCUGUACACCGGCUCCCUCAGCCAAUAAAGCGAGAUGAACGCUGCAACCCCAGAGUCUGCCACGACUGGGCCUAAUGGUUACCCUUUACCUUUAAGGGAUUCUUGAUUUGUCUAACAGAGUUAAAGAUAUCAGCAAAGGGGAGGGAGAAGGGGAGAAACUUCUAAAACAGGCAUGACCAACCUUUCUUCAGGCAGAGGCCACAUUGACCAGUGGACAACCCUCCAUCAACCACGUGGGCAUGGCUGAAGCGUGAAAAUGGGUGCAGCCAAAACAUAAUAAUAGACAACAUGGAAACCAUAGUUCUCAAAGCUGCCUUCUGAAAGGCUUUCUUAUAAGCUGUUUUACACUAUUUUAAAUCCUUUUUGGGUAUCUGUCACUAAAUUCAGAUUUUAAAAGGACAGAUUUAGGGGUGGGGGAUGCCUUGGUGGAGCACAGUUCAUGGGUUAGCUAUAUAAAUGCAUUUGGUCCCAUCAGCAAUUGGCCACAUAAAACAAGAACUGUAAUGCUGCCUUUGAAAAGGAACAGGUCAGCACUUUUUCAACAAGUGUCAAUGCAGCUAUCCAAGAAACUCACUGGCAAUAUAUCCUCCUCUAGUUCCUGGCUCUCUCUCUCUCUCUCUUAAGUGGAAGGAUGGUUGCACCAAAAUGUAACUUGGCACUCCAAGAUUAUUGUUUUUAAAGUAAUGCUACCAUAUUUCAAAACCAAUGUAAUAUACUUCUAUUUUUGACCUUUAAAGCCCUUCACGGCCUGGGACCCUCGUACCUACGGGACCGCCUCUUCCGGUAUGCCCCACGGAGAACCUUAAGGUCCAUAAAUAGCAACACCCUAGUGGUCCCGGGCCCUAAGGAAGUCAGAUUAGCCUCAACCAGAGCCAGGGCCUUUUCAACACUGGCUCCGGCCUGGUGGAACGCUCUGUCCAUGGCCCUGCGGGAUCUGAUUUCUUUCCGCAGGGCCUGUAAGACAGAGUUGUUCCGCCUGGCCUUUGGCUUAGAAUCAAUUUGACUCCCUCCCCCUCUUUUUCCUUUUUUCCUUUCUCCUCCUGUGAUGAGGCUGCAUUUUAAUGUUUUAAUGUUGCAUUUUAAUCUUGUUUUUAAUCUUGAUUUCAAUCAACUUGUUUUAUUAUUGGUUGUUAGCUGCCCUGAGCCCGGUCUUGGCUGGGGAGGGUGGGGUAUAAAUAAAAUUUAUUAUUUUGUAUAUCUAUAUCUCUAUAUCUGAUGUGCUAGAUUUUCAUCCUGGAUUAUACUCUGAUUGUCAAGAGUGUUGAUUCUUAAAUGUUGGAGGAGGCCUAAAUGUACAAAUUUCUGCUCUUUUCUUUUCCUGCAGGUUUCCAUUUUAUUACGAACUCAAAAUAGCUUUUGUAGCUUGGCUGUUGUCUCCUUACACAAAGGGCUCCAGCCUCCUGUAUAGGAAAUUUGUGCACCCCACACUGUCCUCGAAAGAAAAGGUAAUUGCAUCUGUUUCUCACUACUGUGGUUGGGGGUAGUGAUUAUUGCAGAAGAACAAUUUAGGCUGCAAUUCCAUUCAUACCUAUCUUGGAGUAAGCCCAGUUGGGCUUGUUGCUGAGUAGAUAUGUCUACGGCAUAUGUCAUUUUCAUGUAUUAUUUAAAUGUUCUGCUAUUCUCUCUUGAUAAGGUACCGGUAGUUCUUUCACCUCAGCCAGUUUUUUUUAUCUGGUUUGUGUUGCUUUGCAAAGCUCAGAGCUGCUGAAUCCAAAACUAUUCAUUUCUCACAAAUUACUAUAAACAUAAUUACUGAACAAAUUGUCCCUACUGAGAUGAGGAAAUGAUGGUCAAAUGUACCUGGAGCUAUUGGACUUAAACACUUUCAGGUGGUCUGGUAGCUUGGUUUCUAAUAAAAAUAAAGUAUCCACAGAUCGUUUUAUUAGUUUAACAAAUGUACAGGCCACCAUUCAAAAUUCCUCCAUGGCAGCCAUUUAAUAGAAUUAAAAACCACAUAAAAUAACAUAAUUAUAAUCAUAAUAACAGUAAUAACAUAUUUCAGAUCCUUGUAUAUCAUUAAUUAGUUUCGAUAUAUCACAGCCAACCGGUAAAGCUGUAAAGAGCUUAAGGCCAGGAUAGCUCAAAGACCAGUUCAUUUCCUAUGAACCAGCCCAUAGACUGAAAUUCUCUUUUAAGGUCUUGUUAUAUGUUCCACCACCAAAAGAGGUUCAUUUGGUGGGAAUCUGACAGUGGCUUUGCCCUGGCUAUGGACUUCCCUCCCAAAGGAGGUGCAACUAGCUCCAUCCUUUGUGACAUGCAAGGCAGGCGGUAAAAACAUUCCUUGUGGCUUUCAAUAUGAUUGGAGAUUUUCAGUUCUGCUUUUGUUUAUUUUGAUGGUUUAGUCAUAGUUUUUGUCACCUGAAGGUGUUUGGUUUGGCUUUAUUCUUUUAUGUAAACUGCUCUGGGCCCUUAAUUUUUUAUUUAUUUAUAAAUAAUCAAACAGCUUGGUAGAUGUGAGUAUCAGCUUCGCCUCCAGGGCAGGUGCCAAAACCUCUUCCUCAAGAUAGGCUAUAAGAUUGCUCCUUCUCAAACUGGGCCUCAGCCAGGCUUGGGAGAAGGCAAAGCCCCAGAGGUAGCCUUCUUAUUUACCUGUAUCUAUACAGGCCCCAAGGGACGUGGGUGGCGCUGUGGUCUAAACCGCAGAGCCCAGGGCUUGCCGAUCAGAAGGUCGGGGGUUCGAAUCCCUGCGACGGAGUGAGCUCCCGUUGUUUGGUCCCUGCUCCUGCCAACCUAGCAGGUCGAAAGCACGUCAAAGUGCAAGUAGAUAAAUAGGUACCACUCCGGCAGGAAGGUAAACGGCGUUUCCGUGCGCUGCUCUGGUUGGCCAGAAGCGGCUUAGUCAUGCUGGCCACAUAACCCGGAAGCUGUACGCCGGCUCCUUUGGCCAGUAAAGUGAGAUGAGCGCCACAACCCCAGAGUCGGUCACAACUGGACCUAAUGGUCAGGGGUCCCUUUACCUUUACCUAUACAGGCUCCAGGCUCUCCCUCAUGGUCAGAUUAUUGGCAAACUUGUGAUUCUUAUUUUUUAAAAGCUGCAUUUAAAGCGUGUCGGUUCUAAUGCUUACAACAUAUGGAAAACAUGAAUGAGGAGAACUGAAUUCUUUCUCACCUUCCCUUUCUCACACUCUGUUGCUUCAACAGCAGAGAGAGAGAAAAGAAGGUAGAUUCGGCUCCCCUCACCUACACACUCUUUUGAAUAUAAAAAUCCCUAAACACUUUAUGUAGUAACUGGGGAGACACAUGAAUAAACAAGCAUGGCUGCCCUUCUUGCAAGUGGUUCGACCCAGAAUUGUCUCUGAAUGUGUCUGAGGACAGAGAAUGAAUGCAAAAGUACUUUGGAGGAGCCUGGAGGCGAAAUCCCUUUCGAUGGUGUUUUUAUUUUAUUUAUAUAUAUUUUUUGUCUUCCAUGAUAGGAAAUAGAUGACUGCCUAGUCCAAGCAAAAGAUCGAAGCUAUGAUGCCCUGGUGCAUUUUGGGAAGCGGGGGCUAAACGUUGCAGCCACAGCUGCUGUGAUGGCAGCUUCCAAGGUAACCAGUGGGAUAACGAAGGAUACAGUGGUUGUGUUAACAUUACAAGUCUAUGUUCCUAGCCAGUGGCAAUCAGUGCCUGAGACAUAACGCUCAGGGCAGAAUGCUCUUAAUUCUUUAACUUUUUAUGUACAGACCUCUUGUGACUAAUAAACAGAGGAAGAAUAUAGAAAUCUGGAAUUGUGCAAUCUUGGCACCACCUGCACUAUUUCAAGCAGGAUUAACCUCUUUAUAAUCAGUCAUGGCUUCCCCCAAAAGAAUCCUGGGAAAUUCAGUUUGUUAAGGGCGCUGAGAGGAGGCCCCCUUUCCCCUCACAGUGCUACAACUCCAAAAAAUUACCUGGGAAGAGGGUUUUAUUGUUAAACCACACUGGGAAUUGUAGCUCGGUGAGGUGAACAGAAGUCUUCUAACAAUUAUCAGUACCCUUCAGAAACUAUACUUCACAAGAUUCUUUGAGGGAAGCGAUGCUAUUUACAAACAUCCCAGAGUCUCAUUCAGACUUCUACUGACUUGUCCUUUUGGAUAACUGGCAGAAAAAUUCGGCUUUAGGGUUAAAAUCACAUACAAUGAGUGUACUGGGCUCAGAAAUUAUAAAGAGAUAUUUUACAGAAUGUAGCCCAAAUGGUACACAAAUCCAAGUGAGAAACACUUGGUUCUUUCAGAAACUGGAAUCGAUCAUAUGAACUCUUGUCUAGUAAUACUGGAGUAUUAGUUAAUUGAUACAACUGAAUUAUUUUAUUAAACUGUACUUAUUAGUAAUGACUUCUUACAAUUAUUGCAAUUAAAUAUGAUACAACUGUGGUCCAUUAAAAUGGUCACCUGCUGGCAUAAAGGAGACUCUCCUCUUAAUAUGGCCACUUUGUCCCUUUGGCAAAGGGUGUUCACGCUUUCAAGUUAAGAAACCUCAGGAAACAUUAGUUUUAGCCUGAGAUGUGGUGCUAUUACUAGUCAAUAUUGUCAGUGUAAAACAGAGAGACAUUGUCACACCGAACAAGCAUUCUAGGCAAGGUUGCUUUUGUCAUUUGAUUUGCAGACUCUGCAAAUGCAAAAAAUUAAUCUGAAGAAUUUCUGAUACGAGGUAUAGGCAUAGCUGUCAACUUACAGAUUUGAAAAUAAGGGACCAGCAGCCUCGAAAAUAAGGGAUCAGCAUCCAAAAUAAGGGAUUUUAGUCAACCAGCAGCCAAACAAAGCCUCAAGCAGUGGUUCCCACAGUGCAGCAACCCGGCAAAGGGGAUGCAGCAAGGAAAACCACCAUCACCUCUCCGCUGGGAAGUGCUGAGCAAAGGCGAGUCCCCAGGCAACGCGGCCGAUUUGAUCGGCACAAAGCAUGCAAGCUCCACCCCCCAGUCGUUCUUAGACUCCUUAGUGGGUGAGCAACGCAGCCAAGCAACACAAUUGGAGCCUCCCUCCUCCCUGGCCGGCAGGCAGGGAGGGAGAGGAGCUGCUUCCUUUGAUACCUGGGAAAUUUAAGGAACACCAUCAAUAAGGGACAGCAGUGGGACUCAGCGCUGGGAUAAGGGACUUUCCCACCAAAUAAGGGGCGGUUGAUAGCUAUGGGUAGAGGGCCUAAGGGUUUGAUAUAUAAAAGGGUGGGGAGCAUUUUUCAGGCAGAGGGCCACAUUCCUUUCUGGGCAACCUUCUGGAGGCCACAUGGCAGUGGUGGGUGGAGCCAUAGUUGACAAUGAGAGGAUCAACGAAUGUAAACUUUGACUAGUAGGCUAGCCAAUGAAGAGUGUGGCCUGGGGAGAUUUUUGAGGGUCACAUAGAGUAGUUCUUGAGGGCUGCUUUUGGCACCUGAGCUUGAGAUCCCCCCCAUCCCUGUUAAUAGAUUCGCCCCUUGACAUUGUGUUUAAGCUUUUCGUGAAUUGUUAUGAAGUGGAAUUAUGCUUUCCUAUAGGGAAGCAGUUUGAAAUUCUGGCCACUUCCAGGUUGCCACUAUUUUGCGGGUGGGAUUCAGUGACAUACUGGCAAAUUCAGGUUGCAUAGUCAAAGUGGAUUUGGCCCUCUCCCUCUCCCAAAAUGUGACUUCUUGUAGUAAAGAACGGGAGAGGAAAAUGCACCGAAAAUUCUGUUGUGAUACUUGUUUGAUGUGACAUCUUACAACAUCCCUGCGAACAAGGUGCUUCCCUCCCUUGCUGCCUGUGUCACCCACCCCACUGCCACCGCCAGAGAAACUGCACAGACAUUGGCACCGGUUUCGGGUGAGGUCUCAUGAAAUCGGGUGAUUUCAGUGAGAUCUCGCCUGAAAUUGGUGGUGGUGCCAGUGCUGCUUCUCUGCCAGAUGUGGAGGCGACAGGAUGUCCACGGGGGCACCGCCUUGAGGGCUUCCUCCACCGGAGGCCGUGGCCUCACCCAACCUAAUGGCUGUGCCGGCCUUGCCUGUAAAUAAACCAAAGUGGCUUCUCAAUAAACAGGUCACCUGGAAGUGACCUGAGUCGGUCAGUGUUUGCAAAAUGCCUGAAGGUCCUUAAGUACUGUAAGUAGAUAUAAAGAGUGUAUUACGUUCAGCAUUACUCUAAACCAGGCGUAGGCAAACUCGGCCCUCCAGAUGUUUUGGGACUACAACUCCCAUCAUCCCUAGCUAACAGGACCGGUGGUCAGGGAUGAUGGGAAUUGUAGUCCCAAAACAUCUGGAGGGCCGAGUUUGCCUAUGCCUGCUCUAAACAUUCUAGUGGACUACAGAUAAUAUUAGGCCAAGAAAAUCCGAGUGCACAGCUACGCCAUUGUCACACAAGCAACAGAACCUGGAAUGAUAGCAGCAAUAUGACCCACAGUCUCUUAGCACCAAAGUCCAUCUGUGACUUUGUUCACCUUUGCUGUGGAGUAUUCUCAAAAUUUGUCUGUGUCGUCAUGUGUUGCCACAAUGGGGUCUCUUUUUCACCUGCCAGAUCUCCCAGCUCCUUCAGUUUCUCUUGUAUUUGGACCUGAAAGAAGGGCAGGUAACCCUGUCAGUGUUUCUGUUAACUGCUAAACUAACCACCAUGAUUGGAAAAUGUUGUAGCAUUUAUUACAAAAUAACAACAACAACAACAAAGUGUUGUGGUCACUAUUGGGACUAACAGAGUACUGAUUUUGGCUUAGUUUCCCUUCUGUGGCUUUUGUGUAUUCAGCUUUAAAGUCUAACUCGGGUUUUACUAGUAAAAGCAAACCAUUACUUCUAUUCUGAUCCAAAAUACAGAGCUGGGGACAGCUUUCAAUGUAUCGCAAGAAGAUCCAUUAGAAAUAUUAGCUUACAUUUAAUUGUCUGUUGUCAAAGAUGGGAAUGUUCAUUCUUCAACCCAGCCAAGGGUGCAUUCCACAUACAGUGGUACCUUGGUUUACAAACUUAAUCCGUUCCGGAAGUCCGUUCUUAAACCAAAGCGUUCUUAAACCAAGGUGUGCUUUCCCAUAGCAGCAGGGGACUCAAUUUACAAAUGGAACGCACUCAACAGGAAGCGGAACAUGUUCUGCUUCCAAGGCAAAGUUCACAAACCAAAACACCUACUUCCGGGUUUGCAGCGUUCUUAAUCCAAGUUGUGCAUAAACUAAGCUGUUCUGUAUUAGAUUUACCAGGAGCGCAUACGACUUAAGAAGAAAUUCAAGUUUCAUGAAGGUUUCCCUACUGAAGUGACUUCAGUACUGGGAGAUUCAAGCAUGGAUUAAACUCAGCAAGGAAGGAAGCCCUUACUUCACCUUGUGUUACACAUUGCAUUUUUAGUUGGAGCCUCUGAGCACAAUCUACCAGCAAGUUCUUUUGCAGAAGCCCCGCUCAGUGCAGUGCCUGUUUUAUAGGAGUUUGCAUAGAAAUAUACCAUAUAUAUAUAUAUAUAUAUAUAUAUAUAUAUAUAUAGUGCCUUUUGUGUUUUAUAUCUGGUUUUAAUCACGGUACCCUCAAUGAUCUUUGUUUAACAUCAAAUAUCUUUUUUAAUCCAAACUAAAAUGUUAAUCUAGAUAAAAACACAGAUCCAGAGGAAAAGAAGAGAGAGAAAAGAAGGAGGUAGAGAGAGAUAGAAAAAUAAUUGAAAGAGAUUUUUAAAAAAUAAAGUUAAGAAACUGAAGAACUUCUGAUUCUUCAUCUGGCAGCUAUAUAUAAACAUUCAACUCAUUCACUCCAAUAUAACACCCAGCAAGACUACUUUCUGUAAGCCAACAUUAUCUUCAGCCUUCAAACCCAAAUGUCAUUAAUUCAUUUUCUUUUACACACAAAAUUCUAUGAGAGGUUUCCAAUCUUUAGUAAAUAUUAACAAUGGCUUUUCUCUGAGUAAACAUGCCAAUUUCACUAUAUCGGCUAAGCCCAAUAAUUUUAAUAACCAUUCCUCCAUAGCUGACAAUUAGUCUUUCAAUCUUUGUGCAUAUUAAAAUCUCGCCGCUGUAAUCAUAUAUUGGAACACAACCAUCUUUAGAGGUACCCACCCCCAAAAAAAUCACACUGCCAAAUGCUGCACAAAAUUUGGGCUGAAUACUUUAACCCAGCACUAAUAUGGCAAAGAGUUAAGUACCAUCCCAUGCAUAAGGAAAAAUAAGUCCCGAGGAAGAUGUUGCUUUGUACAGCAACCAUCUCAGAACUGAAACUAAAGAAAUUUCAGACACCUAUUUCAGAUGACAAAGAGUUUUGCACACCUUGAAAACAUGCUGUUUUUCAGGAACAGCCUGAUAAUAUAUGAAAAAGAUUCAGAAGGCAUCUGUGCCUGUUGGAAUAAUAAAGAGGAAUUAAUUGAACAUGUUUUAUGUUACCUUUUCAAUUUUACUGUAUUUUUUGCUCUAUAAGGCUCACUUUUUCCCUCCUAAAAAGUAAGGGGAAAUGUGUGUGCGUUUUAUGGAGUGAAUGCAGGCUGCAUAGCUAUCCCAGAAGCCAGAACAGCAAGAGGGAUUGCUGCUUUCACUGCGCAGCGAUCCCUCUUGCUGUUCUGGCUUCUGAGAUUCAGAAUAUUUUUUUUCUUUUUUUCCUCCUCCAAAAACUAGGUGCGUCUUGUGGUCUGGUGCGUCUUAUAGAGCGAAAAAUACGGUAAUCCAGGAAAAAAUGGUCUGUCUCAGUGUAAGUCUGUAUGUUGCUGAUAGAUUUAUUGUCCUCUUCAUGUUCUGAAGAUGUGCAGAAAUGCAAUAAAUUAAUCGCUUAAGGUACCCCGUGUCUCUUUGUCCGUUUUCACAGGGCCAGGGCGCGCUGUCGGAAAGGCUCCGCAGCUUCAGCAUGCAAGAUCUCACCACAAUUAGGGGAGAGAGCAGCAGCAGCAGCACUGUGAGUCCGCCUCCUCCUGCCCCCUCAGUUUCAGCACGAACAAGUAGCAAGCAGAGUCACCCCAAAACGUCCAAAAGUGCAUCAGAAAGUAUUGGACGCUCAGGUCAGUGCAAGAGUUAAUUUCCCCCCUCUCUGCAUCGGUUACCUAAAAGGAGCAAGAAUUAAGCACGAGAACUGUAGAAGACUUAUGGGGCAGUCCCCGCAUACCUCUGGUCUUUACCAAGGGGUUGAACUUUUUGCGUGGCAGCCCCUUCCCCGUAGAGCUGCUUGUCAAUAGAGAUUCUACAAGAGUCCUCCCUGUUCGUAUUUACCGUAUUUUUGGCUCUAUAAGACUCACUUUUUCCCUCCUAAAAAGGAAGGGGAAAUGUCUGUGCGUCUUAUGGAGCGAAUGCAGGCUGCGCAGCUAUCCCAGAAGCCAGAACAGCAAGAGGGAUUGCUGCUUUCACUGCGCAGCGAUCCUUCUUGCUGUUCUGGCUUCUGAGAUUCAGAAUAUUUUUUUUCUUGUUUUCCUCCUCCAAAAACUAGGUGCGUCUUGUGGUCUGGUGCGUCUUACAGAGCGAAAAAUACGGUAGAUGCCACACACACACACAUACACCACACAACACACCUAUACCUAUACACACACACCCUCUGUUUUUCAGACAGGCCUUUCAAACCUGAGAUUCUUUGCCAACCAGCUUUCCAUUGAUACACAUGCCAUUUUUCAAUGGUUUCCCCUGGUUUUCAGGGAUGUUUUAGCUGAAUUGUGAUGUUUUUGGCAGAAUAUUACAGACUGGAAUAAAGUGGACCUGGAAAGUGCAAUCUCCUACCAUAUUCACCUCUAGCCCUGCCAUCCUCCCCCUUUUCUACCCAUUAACUGAAGACCCAAACAGUUCUCAGAUAUUAACUUUUGUGGUAAGGAAGUCCAAAUAACAUGUUUCCAUUUUUCCAUUGUCAUUCAUCCAAUUGUUUUUUUGGGGGGGGCUUGAUGUUACCUACUACAUAGCUGGAUACAAUAUUACUGCUGCCACAAACAAUGUUGGGAUUUUUAUGCUUGCAAAAUGCAAAAAUUGUUUAGUUAGAUAAUAUUGUAUUGGAGAGACAUAAGGCAACUCUGUGUUUCAAAUGGAAUCUGUCAAUGGUCACCCUAGAAUCUAGGACAUGGUUAUAGGACUGAGGUGACCAUUUGAGCACCUGCCACUUAAAAUCUAAUUCAAUUAGAAUUAAUAAAAAGUAACUUUAGACUUUGAUAUUUGCAUGUUUGCUGUUGCACAUUGCCUUACCCUAUCUUAUCACAAAAUUUCACGCUAUGGGCUUGCAGCCAUCUAUUUCAAUAUGCACUUAGCAGAUCUGUAAGGGCUAGGGGGAUGCAGUGUCGGGCUUCUGCCUCCUCUUCUGUAUUUAUCACAUUCAGGAGACCUAUCAAAGUACUAAAUUUAAUCUGGUCCAAUAAACAACACGCUUACUUGCUCUUUCUAAAAUGUUAUCACUGUUGUUCUGGGGUGGUUAGGGCUUCUGCUACAGCAGAGCUUUCCUGAGAUCUGCAGGUGAAGGGCGGUAUACAAAUUUUAAUAAAAAUAAUAAUAUAAAGAUCCAUAUAGUGCCCAUGUUGUGCUUAGUGUGGUUCAGAAGUUACUUUUUGCCCAGAGACAUCUCAGUUGAAGAACUCCAGUUGCUGUGGACUGAAGAACUUGGGGAUAAGGGUUGCUUUCUCUGUCCCUGGAAUGAAAAGGAGCAGAUGGUUUUGUGUUUGUAAUGCAAGUUGCACUGGGCAAAACUCCAUGUAAAUGGCACUUGAUUUGCUAAAUCCAGUAUAGCUGCAAGUCUAAAGGUGACCUGAGUUGCAAAACCAAAUUUACGGUGAAGCACCUAGUAAUUUUAGGCACUCAGAAUGUGACAAAGAUGCUGAAAAAACACAGACAAGUAGAAUAUACUCAAUACUGUGCAGUAGUGACGAGCUCCCUGAAAUCCAGAAGCAGAUUUAAAAAGUCACUGUCACCCCCCUUCUCUUCCCUGUAUAGUAAUCUAUCCGAAGCCACAAUAAUUUGCUGACCAGGCUCAUUGCAGCUGUCUUUCUGCCUUUAAAGGGAGUGUUAAAUGUACAAAGCAACUGCAUACAGGGUGCAUUCAAGUACAUCUGUAAACAAGACACACUGCUAAGUUUCCCUCAGAGCAGACCCACUGCAAUUAAUGGACAUGACUGUUAGGUCCAUUAAUUGCAUUGGAUUUACUCCGAGUAAACUAAUAAUAAUAAUAAUAAUAAUAAUAAUAAUAAUAAUAAUUUAUACCCUGCCCAUCUGACUGGCUCGCCCCAGCCACUCUGGGUGACUUCCAGCAUAUAUAAAAACAUGAUAAAAUGUUAAACAUUAAAAGAACUUCCCCUAUACUUGUUGAAUUCUGUGUUUCCGACCUCUAUGGAGUGAACCCCACCUUAACAGUGUGGUGUUGGCCAUGUGUACUUAUCAGGGAUUUGAAUGCUGAUUCAGUCAUUCUGUUUUGCUUUUUUGCUCCUGCCAUGCUCUCUGCAUCCCCUGAACAUUUAUUCAUUUGAAUGUUCAGCUGUCGGUUUUGUUUUCUUAAAGAAAAGAAAGAAAAGGGAAAUCCGUUUUUAAAAGAAUUGCCAAACAACAUGUGGAAUGAGCAGGGGUGGAGGGUUUGUGACAUUGCUGGGGCCAGCCAGUCAGCUCAUCCCUAGUGAUGAAAUAGUUUGUCCUUCUGGGUCCUGUGGUAGAUAUUCUUCUACAGCAGGCCUAGGCAAACUUGGCCCUCCAGGUGUUUUGGGACUACAACUCCCAUCACCCCUGACCACUGGUCCUCUUAGCUAGGGAUGAUGGGAGUUGUAGUCCCAAAACAUCUGGAGGGCCGAGUUUGCCUAUGCCUUGUUCUACAGCAGCCUGACUGCUCAGCUAAUGCACGCUUUAUAUGGAGCCCAGGUUAACAUUCAGAGGGAAGAGAUGCAGUGGGCUGUGAAAUAUUGCGCGAUGAUAUCAAUCUUCACAUAUCAGCGCAUGCCACGCUUUAUUGUCUGUAUGGGCAGGCAAAGAUGAGCACACACAGCCUGUUCGCAGCACAUUGCACUAUAAGCAGCUCAUACUAUAGGCGCAUGCAUUGUUCCUAUCACAUACAUACAAAAUAGGUUAUCUCUCCAUAUUAUCUCACAUUCUCCAUAAGAGUAAAUAGAUAAUAACCAGAAGCCCGUAUCAAAAGAGUUGGCUGACUGAAGAAUAUGAAUGGGUGGUGUCAGUUUGCUUGCACAGUGGGACUUUCAGCUUCUUUUCGCCCCUCCCCCCGGCCCCCAAAAUCUAAUUCUUUAAUGCCUCAGUUUUGUUAUUUGAUGUAAAAAAAGAAGAUGGUUUUAACACCCAGCUGCAUUUUUUCUAGUAUCCUGAGCAGACUUCUCUGAAGUAUCCGGUGAUGUAAAAAAAUAAUACCUGUGUGUGAGAUACCAUACACAAAGACUGCUUGUCAGUGCCUUCGGCAUAAUCAAAUGGUUAUAAUGUUGGGUAAAAUAGAUACUCAAGCAAGCCUUGCAGUUUGUGAAAGCACAGUUAUAGUUUUAUCAAUUAGGUGUGCAGUGCGGUACUCAAGGGUCAAUGAGCUUUAUAGAGGCUUGCAGAAUGAAUUUCUGGGUGUGUUUUUAUUUUUGUGGCCGAAUGGAUGAUAGAAUUUGCCAGGGACUCUUCAAUCAGCCUUGGGCAAGUUGCCCCUCUAGUUUGUUUUAUUUGUGAUUUGGCAACAAUAAUACCCAUUGGCCUGCCCCACUUAGAUAAUUAAUGAGAUAAUAAUUGUAUGAGUACUUCGUUGCCUUCUGACAAAUAGCAUCGUAUCCGUGUGCACUUAGCUAUUUCCACUCUUAAUUACAUGGGGCAAAUGCUAUGUAUCCAUCUCUUAUGUAGUUGAGUAUAUAAAUGGAGCAUAGCUUAACCUUGUCUGUUCUUUGGCCUCCAAAAUGGCUUGGGGGGAAAUGAACUUAAGUGCUUUACCACCCCUCCCAUCUCGGCAUGAUAAGCUCUUAAUAUAUGGCUCCUUUUCCAGCGUGUGCAUGUUGUUCGGUUUGCCGCAUUGUCCAAGGUGAGUACUGGAUUCCUCUUCUGAAAUCCAUGCGCCCUUUGUGAAACCUUAGUUCCCGUUCCUUGCAGUUGCUGUGCCCUAACUGGGGGUUUUAUUACUGACAACCAGAUUUAAAAUGUAUGCACCUUAAUGCAUGUGGUUUUAAUCGGUUCCCUUUGCAAUGAGCUGUGUGCCUUGCCAAGACUUUGGAGUGUUGUUUUUGUGUAAGCAUUGUACAGAAAAAUGGGAUUGUUUCAUAAGGUACUUUAACACUGAUGUUUAGUAUGUGCUUUGCUUUAAUUCCCGCUGAAGGAAGGAUUACUCAGAUUAACAGGUGCCAUCACAAAGUCAUGGCUGGCUUGAAUUUGGACGGUUCAAUAUUAGCUUUAGAUUUUGCAGCCUCUUUCAAAUUGAUCCAGUCACAAAAACGGCCCCUGAUAGCAUGUGCAACAUGUGCAUUAAGGCGCUUGUUUGCAAAGGUUUCCAGUGCAUCAAAAUCCACUGUAGGGCACAACCUUUAUUGGGUUGAAACAAGACGUCACAAAAUAGUGAGCAAGCUUUCAUCUUCUCCAGAACUCUUCCGCGGGCUGGAUGUUAAACAAAUUGUGUAUGUAAGGAGGGACGCUGUCUUGCUGUUAAAGUCAUACAUCUGCAGUUGUGUACAUGCAAUACCUUUUAAAGCACAGUCUUUUCCUCAAAGAAUUCUGGGCACCAUAGUUUACUGGCACAGUGAAGGGGCCUGAAUUAGGCCUGUUGGCAUCAAGGAUUGAAAUCAAUCCCCCAGUUUGAGGGGUUUCUGCUGGCUACUGUUGGCAGUGAUACUGGUGCCAGUACCUUCUAAGUAAGGAUGAAAGAAGGCAGUGAUGAUUCCUGUUCCAAAGUAAUCGUCACAAUCAGCCCUGCUUCUGUUCCGCUGCAGUUCAGUUUCUGCCAAACGCUGUGUUAUUCAUCUCGCUGUCCACUGAUACAAGUUGCGUGACUUGCAUGAUAUGUUGUGUAACUAUUUACGUAACUUGCUUAACAUACGUUCAUUUCAAUGUAAAGGAAGCACUGAAACUGUUUAAAAACAAAACAAAAAAAACACCCCAGUCUCUAGUAAUGUACCGUUUGCAGACUUAAAAAGAACAACGAUGUGAAUGAAGGCCAGUUGCAUUUGCCUGACUGAUUUCUGUUCCUGACCACAGAUGAAUACACAGACCACAGAAAUUUCUGCUUCCUUUUUUGUUGUUGUUGGAAUUCCUAUUUUCGUCUGACUACCAUUUGGGUGGGCACAUUGGGCGACUCCUCACUGGAGGCAUUUGGCUAAGCUAUGUGAGAGCUCUGUGUGUUUGAAUGGAAUGGGUAAGCGUGUGUUUCUUGGUGCUGAUAUAAAAGUGUGGAGUUUUUUGUGUGUGUUUGUUUUUGUGUCUGCAAGUACCGUAUUUUUCGCUCUAUAAGACCAGACCAUAAGACGCACCUGGUUUUUGGAGGAGGAAAGCAAGAAAAAAAUAUCCUGAAUCUCAGAAGCCAGAACAACAAGAGGGAUCGCUGUGCAGCGAAAGCAGCGAUCCUUCUUGCUGUUCUGGCUUCUGGGAUAGCUGCGCAGCCUGCAUUCACUCCAUAAGAUGCACACACAUUUCCCCUUACUUUUUAGGAGGGAAAAAGUGAGUCUUAUAGAGCAAAAAAUACGGUAGGUGGUAAAUAUUCUAGGCACUUUAUUCCUUGAAAUGAGCUAAAUUAGUUGUCAUAAUAUGCAUAAUUUCCCUUGGUGUUCUACUUUGCAUUGAUGUUGAGUUCCCUUCCAUGUAUCCUCUUGGUCUGCGACUUGGUUCACUGCCUUGCAUGACUUGCUUUGCAUGAGUUUGAGUUCUUUGCCAUGGAUUCACUGCCUGUUCUUUGGAAUAGAAGCUCUUGGUCUCAGUGUGACCCACCUGUAAAAUGGUAUCAAGGGACUUGUGCAAGCACAUGUGUAAUUUAAAGAGUUUACUGCUGAGCUGCACACUUUGACAUACCUAGGCUUUGCCCCUGAAGCUCACCUGGAUACUAGAAUUUUGCCAUCCUAGCUCUUGCUGUUUGAAACAGGAUGUCAAAUGCGAUGGACCUUCGUCUAAUUCAGCAAGGCCAUUAUUAUAAAUGAGAAGCGUUGCAAAGGCUUCAAGAGGAAUGAUUAGAUUAAAUAAGGGCUGGAAAGUGAAUCUGGGAUUUAGCCUACAUCAGUAGUGAUUUUAGGAAGAGCUGUUCCAGUGGGAAAGUAUUGGAAACCAUUGUGCACUAUAGCUGAUGAUUACUUCUGGGUAUAAUCUGAAUGAAUAUUCAGUUUAGGAAUCCAUUUUUCAGAGUUCACUUGUGGCAGGUAUUAAGAAAAUGGCCCAGCAAUGUCCAAACUGACACCACCAGAUUACAAUAUAAGAAUGAGCAGCUAUAUGCUAUAAAUCUGGAUCCCAUCCAUUGUUGUUAAAAGCCUUUAUAUUUGAGACGAAUCUUAGACAAGAUUCAUUUAUGGGGAAGCAAAUAGAAAUGUGAUGACAUCAUUUCCAAACCUCUUUAGCCUUAAAAUACUUUAGUGUUUUCUUAGUUUGUUUUGUCUAGAAUCUAGUAAAGAGAAAAGAUAUUGUUGAUAAUUACACAAAAGGGUAACAGAUAUGUUUUUAAAAAAACAGUACCAUCUCUGUUUGUUAAGUAAACACCUCUUGUUAGAAGAUGCUGAUCUCUACAAGGCAUGAAGAGUGGUUUCAUUUGCUUUCUUUGCACAAAAUACAGACGCUAUUUUGUUUAAAGUAAUGCUAUUGACUGUAUUGGUGACUCCUAACUUAAAUGUUUUAGCUGUUCAAUUAAUCCUCUAUAUUUUCUAUUAUGCUGUAGAAUGAGCUGAUGAGAAAUCUUAUUGAUAAGGCAGUGGCUAAAAUAGUAAAAUUGAGCUGACUUGAAUAGUUUAAAAAUGAAUGCUAUUUGUGGCCAUCUCAAAAAAAAAAGGGGGGGGAAAAGACUAUUGAGUUCAGUUGAUGAUGCUAUUUCCCCUGCCAAGUACUUUCUAUUUACUGUUUUUUCUUUCUUUCCUUAUGUAAAUAUUUUGGGAUAUGGAUGUAAGUGUUACUGGUUUGCAUGGCUUGGACAGACUUCCAAGUAAAUAGUCAGAGGGUUUGCACUGCUCAACUAAGAAUUGCUUCUUUCUCACCCUUAAUUUUUUUAGUAGUAUAUAGGUUGUUCCUAAUUGUGUGCAGUGUGCCCGGAGAUCCUUCUCUAAUCACUGCUUUCUAGAUUUUAUUUUGUUCUAAUAGAUGGGCCUCAUUUCAUCUGACUGCUCUGUGCUGGCUUUUUGGCUUACCAGCAAAGUGGUUGUAGGCAAAUGGCUUAUGUAGUUUUCUUCUGAUCAAAGUAUAUAUUACGCUAUGUGAACCAGCAAUGUUUGUGUAGGAAACUGAUGCUUGUUGUAGCCUAACUGAAGUGUGAAAAUCUGCCUAGACUUUGUUUUUCUUGGCGACUUGAGGAGCAGAAAGCAUGAGGCUUUCAAAUGUGACUUACUGCUGCAUAGAAAUCCAAAUGUAACACCUGUUUAUAGUACCUGAUCCCUUUACAGUCCUUUAGCUCCUUGAUAUGAUUUUACUUACAUUCAUUAGAGAUUAGAGACUGAUGACAUAUGAAGCAAAGUAAGUUCUUCAGCCACACACAAGUGACAAUCUUAUAUUACAGUAAAUCCCUAAGAAGAGCUUUGCUGUCAAAUCAAAGUUGCUCCAGCAGCUUAUUCUCGACAGUGGCUAGGCAUAUUGUUUACAUGGGGUUUAUUUUAAUUAAAAAUCAUAGAUAAUAGCUGGCCAUACACCUGUCCUCCAUUAAUUUGCCCAAGCCCUUUUAAAAGUCACUGACAAUCUCCAUAACUUAGUUUCUGCUUUGUGUGGUAAAAUAACUUUAUGUCAGUUUCAUGGGUGAUUCUGAGAUCUAGUUUUAAAGGAGGAAAAAAAUAUACCUGUCUGCUUUCUCCACCCAAUGCAUAAUUUAAAAAACCUCUAUCAAGACCCCACUUUAAUUGCCUUUGGCUUUCUAAAGCAAAAGCCCCAAACACUUUAGCCUUUCUUCCAAUAACAGUAUAAUUUUGGUUGCCCUUAUUCACCCAAUGUGCAUUUCUUAUACUUGCACUGAAUCUCAUUUGCAAUUUAUUGAAGUUUGAAGUGGAAUGAAAUGAUGUUUCCCCCUGAACUGAUACAACAUACACAGCUCCAGUCUUGGUGUUCCUGGCAAAUGUUCUCCCAGGGCUAUGCUCCUUCUGUUUUCACAGCUUUUACACAGCAGAGAGCAUUGGCAACCGAAUUCUGCUUACCAGACUUACCACAAUGCAAAUGCGCAUUCAGGCAGUUUGUGGAUUCAUGUCCACAAGCAACAUUUUGGAUGCUGCUUUGUAAACAGACACUGUGGUUCAUGUACAUUGUGGUUUACUUGUUUAUUAUAAGUCUGCCUAAACCAGUUUUGUACAGCUGUGGUUGUGAAAUUUGACUUGCUGGAAACUGACAUAAUGCAGAACAUACAGAACAUUGCUGUGUUGAAGGAUAGGAAGAGAGUGGACAUUAAUAUUGUUCACCUUUUAGAAAUAAUAUGCAAAUCAGAUUUUAUCUUUGUAAUGUUUGUGUGUUUCACUGGAUUAUUUAGUUGUCUAUGUUGCUAUAUAGGCCAAUUUCGUACCAGUUCAGUGGGUCUAGACAUAACAAAGAUGGGCUGAUGCCAAGAAGGUUACUUGCGUAUUGCCAAAAAACAGGAACAGCAUCACAAAAAAGGACAUUUGCAUGUGUGCGUUUAUAUGCAAAUUUAAGCAAUUAUUACUCGUUAUUUCAGGAGGAAUGCAAUGCAUUCCACCAUAACUGGAUAAACUUGUGGCUAGGUGGUCUGUGUGUUCACUCAGUCUGCUGUUCAGCUGUUUGUUGAUGGGCACAUUCAAAGCCCCUGCUCUCCUUACAGCUCUUUCUAAUUAAACUGGACGUAGAUUGGAUAGCUCUUCAAAUAGAGGUCUGAAAAGUAUGGCUCAGGGCCACCUCCCUAAUCAGUCUAGGGACAGUGCUUCAGUGUUUAGUUUCCUUUGGAUAAGAGGAAGCGUUGGACACCUACAGUGUCUUCAUAAAUUUACGGGGUCUUCACAACCGGAAGCAAGCAGAUUUCUAAAUAGGAAAACAGCUUGUAUCUAAACUCACAUCAGGUUCCUGAUGAACGUAACUCCACCCUAAGUAUGCAAUAACGCUCAGCUUUCUCUGCAUUCCCUGACUCAAAUUUCAAUGAAGUGUUUCUUUGGUUCCUAUCAGCAGAAGCACCCUCCAAAGUUAGGAGUGAAAAGCCAAUCAAGGAACAUCAAUGUUUCUUUGUUGAAGACUCUGACCACCCAAUGGCUGUCUUCAAGACAGCCAAACUCACAGCAUUAUUCUCAAUACCCAUUGCUAUGAGAGGUUAAUCUUUACAUUGUACGCAGAACACACUAUUCAGAAUUUGUUCAUGCCAUCAGGAACACUUUAUAGCACUCUGUGUUUGUCAACAGUGUUUGCCUGGACUAUAAUUGAGCACUGAUAAUCCAUCUGGCAGGUAGUGAUGGCAUAAAUAUGCCCAGUGGCCCUUUUUGUUCCACUAUACUAGAUUAGGCAAUUAUUCCUGAUUAAUUUUGUCAGUUCAGUAAACUAUGCUCCAUUUGGUUUUGUUAUACAGGAACUAAAAUUAUUCCGAUCUAGCCAUCUAUAUGACCCCCUUUUAAAUCCACAAAUAAAUGAAGGCAUCUAACAGUUAAAUCCUAAACAUACCUGCUCAGAAGUAAGCCCAUUGAGUCCAAUGGAACUUACUCCCAAAUUAGCACAGGGUGACAGCCUAAAUUCAUAAUAAUCAUGGGUGUUGCAUUGAAAUCUUCUUAAGCAACUCAAGCUGACAACUAAAAAUUGUUCCUGGUGUGUGCCUUUUAACCCCGCUUAUAUUAUUAACCCCGGCAAAUGCAUGGGUGGGGCAACAGUUGGCGUUAGUCCAUUAGCUGACAACCAUCUCUGACCUUUCCAUCUCCUCUUUCUCUUCACCAUUUAGAUCUUAAAUGGCUGUUCUAAGUGGUUGAACUAGAGGUUGAGGCAGAGAGUGAAAGGCCACCUGAGGCAAACUGUGAACCAACGGAAGUUGUGUUCUCAGAUGAUGAAGAGAACAACUCAUUGGAUGGCACAUCCAAGGCUAAAACACCUAAAAAGAAGGAUCCCGUCAUUGAGGUAUUUUCACAUUGGAAAUGGGAUUAAGAACACAGGUGCCUGACUUCCACAAAUGCUUUUUUUUUUUUUGCGAUGGAAUGGUUGUUGAGGCUGGCCCCGAAUCCAAUAGAAUUAUAAAACUGCAUGUAGGUCAUCUUAGGCCAAGAGUGAGGAACCUGUGGCCCUCCGGAUGAUGAAGAACUACAACUCCCAUCACCCCCAGCAAGCAUGCUGACUGAGGCUGAUGGGAGUUGGAGUCCAGUAACAUAUGGAGGACCACAGAUUCCCCACCCCUGUCCUAGACACAUCUAUCCAGAACUGGAAUGUGUCCUUUGAAUUAUGGGAGUGGAAUGUCCUCACAUUUAAAUAGUAUAGAGACGUUUUAAAAAGGUUUUUUCUCAAUCUACCUGUUAUGUACUGAAGUUCUCACCCUGGGCCAGCAGGGGGAUACUGUAGAUAGUUAUGCAAAUGAAGGAUCGAAAGUGACGUUCAGUGAUUGGAUAGUUUGUAUGCAAAUGAAGGAUCGAAAGUGACGUUCAGUGAUUGGAUAUUUUUAGAAAGUUGCUACAAUUACGUUGUUCUGGAGCUCUAUAUAAGCAGGCUGACUGAGCUCUUCAGUUCAGUUCAGUUCAGGCCUCUGAAUAAACAAGAGCUGUUUGAAGAAUCGCUGUGUCGUCUGAUAUGUUCGCCCACAGCUUAACACUACCAAUGUUCUAGGAUUGGAAAACCUUCAUUUUAAGGGAGAACCCUGUUUCAAAUCCACUCUCCCCACCACCGAAAGGUGUGGAAAACGGUUAAGGCUCUUGCCUUUCCUUAUCGUCUGUGCCAUGUAAGCAGCAAAGAAACUGUUCAAUGUCACAUAUUAUGUUUGGCAGCAAUUUAGCCUUCAUGCACUUAGGUUUUGCCUUGCUCUUUUAGCUCCAGUCUCUGCCUGCAAGCGCAGUAAUAAUGACGUUGGGGUCACAGACAUAUAAAUGGUUGAAAUGUACAAGCACCUCUCUUUUUAAAACGUUCUGUGUCUGACAAGCAACCUUUUUAAAAAUACAGUGGUACCUUGGUUCUCGAAUGGCUUAGUUGCCAAACAAAUUGGUUCCCAAAUGCUGCAAACCUGGAAGUGUUUGCGAACGUUUUUUGGAAGCUGAACGUCCGACGCGGCUUCCGCUUGAGUGCAGGAAGCUCCUGCAGCCAAUCGGAAGGCGCGCCUUGGUUUUUGAACGGUUUUGGGAGUUGAACGGACUUCCAGAAUGGAUUAAGAACCAAGGUACCACUGUAGUAAGCUGCAGCUGCUUCCAGGACAGGGCCUCUCAUGAGGCAAAGUGAGGUGACUGCCUCAGGCUGCGGGAUCUAGAGGGGCAACAUAUCUGGUCUCCAAGGAACCCUUGCCCGCUGCAACAUGCUUCUUGGAGGCCAGAUCUGCCAACUUCUUGGCAGCCCCACCAGUGCCUCUUCUGUGAUGGCUUCUUAGUGAAUAGGAGGCGCUGCUGGUGUUGCUCCACCUUAAGGGAGGAAAUGGUGGUGGCUGCCCUCUGGGGUCUCUUGGGUCCCUCCCCCCUGCCCCCCAACAUCCUUUGCUCCCCACUUCAACUGUCAGGUAAGGCUGAUUUGAUUCCCCCCACCUUGUUCCUGAUGCAUAUCUUCAUUCCCGCCUCCCCUGCCCCCAAUUUAUUUCUACGCUCCCCCUUCCGUUCUUCCCUGGCGCAGGGAGACAAUUUUGUGGUUCGCCUCGGGUGCCUAAUUGUCUUCAGCUGGCCCUGUCUGCUCCCUGUGGAAAUAUAUAGGGGAACCAUAUGCAAAAGCAGCCAAGCUCUUAGAGUUCAGUUCUGUUCAUGACUAGGCAGAAGUAAAAGUAGCAUAGCUGCUGUUCAAGUAUUAUCAAGAGCAGCGAGCUUGUGGAUUUGCUCUGUCCGUAAUCCUUUUUAAGUGCCAGCCAAACCUUUAUAAAGAUUAUCUUAAGGUACACAGUUCAGUCCUAUAGUAGUGUCAUUGCUCAGUGCUUUAUCCAGACUGCAGAGGCAGAAGACUGAAAGACUAAGGGGGGAAAGUAUAGGUGCCUAGAGCCUCAAUUGUAAAUGAGCACAAUAGUUGAUCCUGUAUAAGACCUUGAUUGUACACAUGUUUUAUUAUGCUAUUAUAUUUGUUGGAAGCUGCCCAGAGUGGCUGGGGCAACCCAGUUAGAUGGGCAAGGAAUAAUAAUAAUAAUAAUAAUAAUAAUAAUAAGGCAGCUUUCGUGGUUGGGGGACAUGGGUGAAUAUGCAGUAGCCUUUUCUUGUACAUUGAAGGGUUUCUUAAAAACAAUUAAAAAAUGCUGGAAUUUCCUUGAUUUUGAAAAGGGAACUCCCUGCACUACAUGAGCAUUUUCAGAGAGCGGGAGAGGUAGGCGACAGCAAAUGUGAAGUUCACUCUGGCUCUGUAAUUCUUCACAUUUAUCCUGAAGGUGUUAAAAGAAGUUUACAUACAUUAUCACAAUAAACGUUCAAUCAACCCUGUUGGUUGGGCUGUCGUCUUCUUCUUCUUCAUUAUCCAUGUUUUUAUUAUUACAUUAUUACAUUAAGUUUGUCUAAAACAUUCAAGAUUCAAGAGGUGUGCUGUGCAUACAAUGUAGACCACUGUUUUCCCCAUAAUACCCCAAUGGAGUAGCCUAAAACUGUCAGAGCAACUAACAACAAACCUGGAAUGUUAGACUGUUCUUCUCUUGGUUUGCAGUCUGUGAUAACUCACUGAUGGAUCUCAGAAAAGAAUGUGUUCACCGCCCUUUGAGGAAAUGAACCAAACCAUAGGCUGCCACUGAAGUCACAUUAUGGGUUAUAAGAGUCAAAUAACUACGCUGUAGGAAACAUAUAGGGAUGCGGGUGGCGCUGUGGGUUAAAGCACAGAGCCUAGGACUUGCCGAUCAGAAGGUCGGCGGUUUGAAUGCCCGCGACGGGGUGAGCUCCCGUUGCUCGGUCCCUGCUCCUGCCAACCUAGCAGUUCGAAAGCACAUCAAAGUGUAAGUAGAUAAAUAGGUACCGCUCCGGAGGGAAGGUAAAUGGCGUUUCCGUGCGCUGCUCUGGUUUGCCAGAAGCGGCUUAGUCAUGCUGGCCACAUGACCCAGAAGCUGUACGCCAGCUCCCUCGGCCAAUAAAGCGAGAUGAGCGCCACAACCCCAGAGUCGGCCACGACUGGACCUAAUGAUCAGGGGUUCCUUUACCUUUAGGAAACAUAUAUACCAGGGGUCAGCAACCUUUUUCAGCCGUGGGCCGGUCCACUGUCCCUUAGACCAUGUGGUGGGCCAGAUUAUAUUUUGGAGAGAAAAAAUGAACGAAUUCCUAUGCCCCACAAAUAACCCAGAGAUGCAUUUUAAAUAAAAGCGUACAUUCUACUCGUGUAGAAACAAGCUGAUUCCCGGACUGUAUGCAGGCCAUAUUGAGAAGGCGAUUGGGCCGCAUCUGGCCCCCGGGCCUUAGGUUGCCUACCCCUGAUAUAUAUGUUUUAAAGGUGGGGAAUAAACACAGAGAUGAAUUGAUCAAUAUGAAUUCUCCCAACUCUCCUUUAUACCCAGCUCUACGUUUGUGGAGGCCCCCAGCAAAGUGCUCAGCAGUCGUCCCUCCCUACAUGGGUGGGCUUACCUGGCAGCGAGGGUGAGAGCAGCAGGUGGCCAUUGAGUUCCCUCAAAUUCCUCUGGAGUGACACUAUAUAUGCAGGGCAUUGCGAUAAAUUAAAACGGUGACUCACAGACUCAGACAUCCGGGCAAGUGUCAGGUGUUGGCGGGCCCUGCCUGAGAGCUUGUGGCCUUGGCAGCUGCCCAAGAGUGUCAGGAGCUGAUGCCAGGCCUGGCAGCUCCCCUCCUUCCCUUUGUCUCACAGCUCAUACGGGAUGCUGCCCCCUUCCCCGCCUACUGGCUUCCGCUGCUGCAGUUUCUUCAGGACAAAUAGUUUUAUUUUAGGAAGCAGGCUCCACGCAGCUUCUGUUUGGCAAUCACACCUGCUGCAUUACUUGCUCGUACAGUGAAUCAGUUUGCAAAUAAUAAUAAUAAUAAUAAUAAUAAUAAUAAUAAUAGAAGAAGAAGAAACCUCAUACGCAAAGUACCGUAUUUUUCGCUCUAUAAAACGCAUAUUUCCCCCCCCAAAAAAAUUAAGGGGAAAUGUGUGUGCGUCUUAUGGAGCGAAUGCAGGCUCCUUGAUUUCAGCAAUAGCAAUGCGAAGCCUCCAAAGCGCAGUGGGAGCGCUUCCACCACGCUCCGGAGGCUUCGGGUUCCUUUCGCUGAAGGGUAGGUGCCCCUUUAGCUAAGCGGGAGGAGAAAUGGAAGGGGCUCCGUUUCUCCUGCCGCUUCGCUGAAGGGGAGCUGCGCAGAGAGGGGGAGAAUUUUCCCCCCCUUGUUCUCCCCCUCUAAAACAAGGUGCGUCCUAUGGUCGGGUGCGUCCUAUAGAACGAAAAAUAUGGUACUCAGCCCAGCCCAGCUUCACGCAGUCUCACAGUUUAAGGGGAGUUAGAACAAUAAAACAAUAAAUUAAAACAACAAAAAAGAGCACUGAGAGGAAUUAAAAAGUAAAACGGAAGAGGGAAUAAAAACAGGUGCUAAGAAUUGGUUAUAUAGCAGAGAUUUGCCUUAGAGUUGACCUUAGAGCUCUAAGCCCUGCUCCAAGCACUCGGCAGCCAUCUUGGUCUCUGCUCCUCAUAUGUUUUUGUAAUACAGUGGUACCUCGGGUUAAGUACUUAAUUCGUUCCGGAGGUCUGUCCUUAACCUGAAACUGUUCUAAAUCUGAAGCACCACCUUAGCUAAUGGGGCCUCCUGCUGCCGCUGCGCCGCCUCUGCACGAUUUCUGUUCUCAUCCUGAAGCAAAGUUCUUAACCUGAGGUACUAUUUUUGGGUUAGCAGAGUUUGUAACCUGAAGCGUAUGUAACCUGAAGCAUAUGUAACCCGAGGUACCACUGUACAGUAGACGCUUGGGUUGCGAAUGUAAUCCGUGCGGGAGGCACAUUCGCAGCCCACAGCACCGCAUCUGCACAUGCGUGGGUCGCAAUUCGGUGCUUCUGCACAUGCGCAAAGUGCGAUUUAGUGCAUAUGCGCAAGUGCCGAAACCUGGAAGUAACCCGUUCCGGUACUUCUGUGUUCGGCGCGGUGCGCAACCCGAAAACAUGCAACCUGAAGCGUCUGCAACCCAAGGUAUGACUGUAUAUAAGAUUUUCAGCAGACCAUUGAUAGGAUGGCCUCUACAAUAUUCUUGAAUUCUGAAUGUCGUCAUCAAAUGAACCAGAUGUUCAUUCUCUAGGGCAAUGGGUGUUUCACUGUAGCCUUCUCUUUUGUCUAAUUGGCUAGGUCUGCUUUUCUCAGUCAUUCUAAGACGUCAGCAUUGGUUAAAGACAGUGAAAAGGUGUGAGCAGCGUCCUGGUUUCUCACGAAAUAAAUGAGAACACUGCCCGUACAUUUUGCCUCACAUCUUGGGUCCCCCAAGUGCUAGCAACUUUAUUUUAAAUGAAAGAAAGCGGAGAAUCAAGGGGUUGCGGCUUAUCCAGGGAACACAGCUGCCCCUCCUUGUGAGCACUGAUGAUGGUGCAAUGCUUCGCUAGUCUCAUCUGAUCUCCUACCUAAUAUCAGUGAGCCACAGCAGUUGUGCCUCAUGUGUGGGAAAGGGAACGGAAUGUGUUGUGUAAUACCAUAAAAGUGUACCUGCAUAGCUGCUUGGUUCCUUCCAUUUGUGGGGGCAUCAGAAGUGAUGUGAUUAUGGUGAGACUGUUGCUAUGGACUUUGUAGGAGUGGCUGUGUUAGCUCUCCAUUCUAGUAGUAUUAUUAUUACGCUUUGGCAUUGUAGCUGGUGGGAAAGCCUACGAUUCUAAUCAGGCUGGUAUAAGCCCCAGCACAGCAGCAGCUAGUUGAGGUUAGAUCAUAGAAUUGUCCUGCCAUCUCAUUCAUGGGUAGGCAAACUAAGGCCCGGGGCCAGAUCAGACUCAGUCACCUUCUAAAUCUGGCUUGCACUCCAAUUUUAAAAAUCCACAAGGAGCUGGAACCUUUGAAACAACACUGCUUUUAACAACCUUUAAACCAUGGGUAGGCAAACUAAGGCCCAGGGGCUGGAUCUGGCCCAAUCACCUUCUAAAUCUGGCCUGUGGACGGUCCGGGAAUCAGCGUGUUUUUACAUGAGUAGAAUGUGUGCAUUUAUUUAAAAUGCAUCUCUGGGUUAUUUGUGAGGCAUAGGAAUUUGUUCUCUCUCUCUUUCUUUCCUCUUCAAAAUAUAGUCCGGGCCCCCACAAAGUCUGAGGGACAGUGGACUGGCCCCCUGCUGAAAAAGUUUGCUGACCCCGGUCUAAUUCUUGAUUUGAAUGCUUGCUUUCAAUGCAUCUUUAGUUUAAUAACAGGCCUUCGCUGUGCAAUUUACAACUUGCCAAAAAACCAUGUAAUAUCCAUAGCAUGGAAAAAACCCACAGGCACCAGUAUUUAAAAUACCUCCCGAAAGCUCAUAGUAUGGGAGAAAAUUUGUUAUAUGAGUUUAAAAAUGGUAAUAUGUUGAUGGGCAGGUUCUGCUCUUAGUGUGGCAAAUAGGUUUGUCUGAGGAGCCUUUCUGAAUUAAUAUAAUGCAAUAUUUAUCAGAAUAAAAGAUUCUGAUAAAUGAAGCACCUAACCUAACCAUUCAGUCUGCAUCCAAUUCUAAUUAAGUAGCUGAAGACAGCGUUCAAACAAAUGUCAUAUUUUGAGCCCUAAGGAACAAAAUUAAUAUUUUUUUUUAGCUACUCAGAUAUUAGUCUGUUUUCUGUUAGUGAAGAUGUAUACAGUCGGAGAUGUCAGCAAAUGCAAGGUUAAGUUGUUUCAGUAACGUAUAUUCUGUUGUAAUGAGGGAGUAGCUGUCACUGAAAGCAAUUCUUGAACCAUUGCUAUGUUAGCAUUGUUUCAUGAAAAAGUCAGCAACCUGAAAUGGAAUUAGUGUAUUAUGACACGGCCUCAUCAGAUAUGGACGGAGAAGUUUCUGAGAAUAUAUCCAUGUGAAAGUACACUGGAAUGGAGAGAGGAGAAGUAAGCAAGCAAAUGGGAGUGGGGUGAUGGUAGGAAACUACUACUUUUUGUACAUUUACAGUGGUAGGUAAAGGUAAAGGGACCCCUGACCAUUAGGUCCAGUCGUGGCCGACUCUGGGGUUGCGGCGCUCAUCUUGCUUUACUGGCCGAGGGAGCCGGCGUACAGCUUCCGGGUCAUGUGGCCAGCAUGACUAAGCCGCUUCUGGUGAACCAGGUCAGCGCACGGAAAUGCUGUUUACCUUCCCGCCAGAGCGGUACCUAUUUAUCUACUUGCACUUUUGACGUGCUGUCGAACAGCUAGGUUGGCAGGAGCAGGGACCAAGCAACGGGAGCUCACCCCGUCGCGGGGAUUCGAACCGCCGACCUUCUGAUCGGCAAGCCCUAGGCUCUGUGGUUUAAUCACAGCGCCACUCAAGUCCCUUUUACAGUGGUACACCACUUUAAAAAAUACAUACUGCAGUUCUGGAAGGAAGCGAAGGCAGUCAAUGGCAGGGAAUUCAUUUCUUUGGCCUGAGAAAUCAAUAACCCCAACUAGUUUAUUAUGGCUUUCACUCUUAAAGGCACCUGCUUAUUUAUCAAGUGCAUGGAGAUGUUCUGUAUACAUGGACUGAGGUACUGGGGAGAAUAAAGCAAAAUAGCAAUAGGGGGAAAGUUCUGUGUUCCUUUCCAUGUUGUGCGAUGAGGCUGAGGCUCACUAUGUUGGAUUCUCUGCCAAUAUGGUGCUCAAAGGAGCAAAUUUGUUAGAUAAUCAACAAGCUGUUAAGUCCACUCUCAUCCUUUCUUCCUUCUGCCACUGGGAGAGAUCAUUAGGGGGGUUGAAAUGGGUGUUCAUCAGUACGUGGAUGAUACCCAGCUCUACCUCUCUUUUAAAUCAGAACUAGUGAAGGCGGUGAAUGUUCUGUGUGAGUGUCUGGAGGCAAUUGGAGGAUGGAUGGUGUCUAACAGAUUGAGGUUGAAUCCUGACAAGACAGAAGUACUGUUUUGGGGGGGCAGGGGGUGGACAGGUGUGGGGGACUCUCUGGACCUGAAUGGGGUAACUGUGCCCCUGAAAGACCAGGUGUGCAGUCUGGGAGUCAUUUUGGACUCAUAGCUGUCCAUGGAGGCGCAGGUCAAUUCUGUGUCCAGGGCAGCUGUCUACCAGCUCCAUUUGGUACGUAGGCUGAGACCCUACCUGCCCACAGACUGUCUCGCCAAAGUGGUGCAUGCUCUAGUUAUCUCCUGCUUGGACUACUUCAAUGUGCUCUACGUGGGCCUACCUUUGAAGGUGACCCGGAAACUACAAUUAAUCCAGAAUGCGGCAGCCAGACUGGUGACUGGGAGCGGCAUAUAACACCGGUCCUGAAAGACCUACAUUGACUUCCAGUAUGUUUCUGAGCACAAUUCAAAGUGUUGGUGCUGACCUUUAAAGCUCUAAAUGGCCUCGGCCCAGUAUACCUGAAGGAGCAUCUCCACUCCCAUUGUUCAGCCUGGACACUGAGAUCUAGCUCCGAGGGCCUUCUGGCGGUUCCCUCACUGCGAGAGGUGAGGUGACAGAGAACCCAGCAGAGGGCCUUCUUGGUAGUGGUGCCCUCCCAUCAGAUGUCAAGGAAAUAAACAACUAUCUGACUUUUAGAAGACAUCUGAAGGCAACCCUGUAUCGGGAAAUGUUUAAUGUCUAAUGUUUUACCAUUUUUAAUGUGCUGUAAGCUGCCCAGAGUGGUUGGGGAAACCCAGCCAGAUGGGCGGGGUAUAAAUAAUAAAAAUAUUACUAUUAUUAUUACAGUGGUACCUCGGGAUGCAAACAGGAUCCGUUCCGGAGCCCCGUUCGCAUCCUGAAGCAAACUCAACCCGUGUCCAGGCGUCACGGGUCGCGUUUUGCCGCUUCCGCGCAUGCGCGUGAUGAAACCAUGGAGCUCAACCCGAAAAUACUUAACUUGAAGCACAUUUAUCCCAAGAUAUGAUUGUAUUAUUAUUAUUAUUAUUAUUCUGUAGCUCUAUGUUUAUCAGCCUGACAAGAUCCAAUAAAGUACUCCACCUCCAUCUUUUGGGAUGCCUUGGAUUUAUACCAGCGCAGAGUACAUUAUUUUGGUGCUAAACAUUAGAAUCGUAGAGCUGUAGAAUUAGAAGGGACCACGACCGUUCUGGGAGGUGGAGGCAGCCUUACCCCUGUUCUGGAGCUGAAGAUCCUCACUUGCUAAAUUCCUGCACAAAUUGACUCGCAUCUCUGGUGGCUAAAUGAAUGGAAAGACUAACCAACGCUGCCUUUUGUUUUUGACAGGCACCGCCUAGGAGCCUUAGACCUCGUUUCAGGAAAAAAAGUACCUCAUCCUCGACCACUGAAACCAUGUGAGCGUGAUGAGCCAUUAGCACCGAAAUCCACGGAAUGUCUCUCUUCUGCCUUAAAAGAUCUACUCCGUUAAUAAUGUAGGGGGAAAAACAGUGGUGAGAUGGAUGUGCUUUUGAUACUGCAACGUUAUAAACAUGGCCUUUCUCGCUUCCCUUUCCAUUUGCUGUGGGUUCCCUGACCGUUUCUGUGGCAUUGCAAACCCAGAAGGCAAAAGCAACGCCCCCAGAUUUCUUUGCAGAGUGGCAGUUCUUUCAGCUAUGCUAGUGAGGCUGUACAUUUGUAAUUACUCCUUACAUCAGCUUAGUUUUUAGCUCUGUGAGUGCAACCAGGAAAAUAAUUAUUCACCUGUUCUAAAUACUUGCAUCCAUCCUAUUUAUUUUGGGCUUCAUAAUGUAUAGAGUGGCAGGGGCCACAGAUUUUUCUACCCAAGCUUUCACCAUCAUAUCUUUAUUACAAGACUGUGAAUGAUAUGACAAAUCAUGAAUUCUUUUCACUGUACAGGUGUUAGACAUGAGCUUAAUCGCCCUCCCCGCCCCCUGUAAAUUUUAUUUAUUGUAACUCAGAUACUGCGUGUACUCCUGAAAAAAUAGAGCCAGAGGAUUUUAGAGGAGGAGGAACUCACAGAUGCGUGCACACACAUACACACAUGUACGUAUUAUCACAAGAUAUGGGAGCAGAGGCACUUUGGUUUUGACGACAGUGAUUGGCUGAGGCUGACAUCCUAAGCAUAUUUACCCGGAUGAAAGUCAUGCUGAAAUCAGUCAGACUUGGUAAACAGAAUUAGGAUUGCAUUGUUAAGUAUAUUAUGCAUAAAAGAAACUAACGUUAUAACUCUUGGCCAACUUAAUGAGCAUGCCUACAGCAUGCAGUCAUAAUAAAUGCUAGGAGGUAAACCAGAAUCACAUUAGCAAAGUGUGAGUUGGCCUAUGUGAAAGUCAGCCAGGUCUGCAGAUGGGAUUUUAAUCGUAACAUUUUCCCACCAGGUAUGUAGGCAUUUCUUUCAGAGAAAGAUAGUGGAAGACUGUAACCAAACUCCCUCACGUAAUGCAAAGAUUUUGGCUGUAGUUAGCUUCUGGUAGAGUUCACAAUAGUCUGUAGAUCCCACGGUGCGUUUGUAAUUUUAGAGAGGUACAAAAUGAGGAAACCGUACUAGGGUUUGUGUAUUCGUGCUUCAGAUUGGUGUCUCUUGUAAGUGUUGAGCAUGUAAAAUCUAAUUCUGUAGACAAUUGUAUGUGUUAAUUAGAAUAUUUAAUAUUGUAGAAUAUAAAAGAUCUUGCCACUGAGAUCAGAUGGGUAGAUUGCAAAUGAUACUACUGACCUCCUAAAUGUGUAGCAGGGAUUUAGGUGGCUGUGUUUCAGGUUCCAAGAUUAGCACUAUGAAAUGUCUGUUAAAUAUUUUUGUUUGGGGUUUAAGAAUCCAUAUCCUAGCCUCCCUUCAUGCUUCUUAAAUGUUAAUUUGGAACUUCUUAAAUUUUUUGAAAAGCCUUAAAAAAUCCAACCGUUGCAUAAGCAUGUAUCAGCAUGGUUACUGCCGUGCAAGAAAACAAAAACAGAUGCCUCCAACAGUUACCAUAUUUGGAUCUGUUGCCAUUUCAGUCAACAAAUGAAUAAUUUAGAUGGCAGCUAGAAAAUAUUCAGUUGUAGCACAAAAGCUCAAUUUUGGGGGAGUUUGGCUAGCAUAUUUGUUGAGCAGUUUUUUGAAGUCUGUAUACCGUAUUUUUCGCUCUAUAACAUGCACCCGACCAUAACACGCACGUAGUUUUUAGAGGAGGAAAAUCCGUAGGCAUGCCACCCGUAGGCAUUUCCUCCAUAACACGCACAGACAUUUCCCCUUACUUUCUAGGAGGAAAAAAGUGAGUGUUAUGGUGCAAAAAAUACGGUACAUUCACGCACAGAAUUCAAAGUUGUCUGCGACAUCAGCAAAAUAACAUUAUCUCACAAGCAGGUAACUUUUGCCAAUAUAUACCGCUAUGUGUGACGGAAUAAAAUGAGAAAGUGGCGAUUUUGUAUUUAAUUAUGCCAAAAAGACACCUUUGUAAAUUUCUCCUUGUAUGCUCAUUCUACCUAAAGCGAACCGAUGUCUAUCUGACCUGCUGUUUUACUGACAAGUAUGACUGUUCUAGAGUUCCUGUUGUUUAGUGCUAAGGUGAAACUCUCUGAAUUGCCUUAUCUCUCAAAUUAAAUUCACUGUAAGAAAAAAAAAAUCACUGGUAGUUGUGCUAAUCAAUCAGUUGAACUGUGUUAUCUGUGUAUAGAUCAGUGAGAAACAUGAAUGGCUAAAUAAGUGUAGCACUUAUGUUCCAUACAUUUUUUAAAUCUGCAAUACAAUGGAAGCAGGUUGUUCACAGCCUUGGCUGAGACAUGUGCAUCAAAACAUAUCAGCUUCCAGCAUUUUGAACACUCAAGACUUGUACUCUCUACCAAUUUACUAGGGCUAUCCAUUUUAUUUUCAGUAGAAGGCUCCUAUAUAAUUUAAUUUCAUGUACACAUUGGGGAUUAAUACGCUUUACAGUCUUGCUCUGGUUCUCUAGUCUUACCUCCUCGGACCAAUACUGGGGGUCAGCUUUCCAUAGCCAACUUUAGCUUCCACAAUGCUCUGUUUCUGCCGAUCUUUAUUUUGUGUUAGAUGUAGAACCACGCCCUUCCAGCAGAUGUCAAAGCGAUAAACAACUACCUGACAUUCAGAAGACAUCUUAAGGCAGCCCUGUUCAGGGAAGUUUUUAACAUGUGAUAUUUUACUGUAUUUUUGGUUUCUAUGGAAGCCGCCCAGAGUGGCUGGGGAGGCCCAGCCAGAUGGGCGGGGUAUAAAUAAUAAAUUAUUAUUAUUAUUAUUAUUAUUGAACAGAGGCGGACUUUGGUACUCUUUGGUAACAGGGCGUCCUGCGAGAGCCCCAAAUUUGGUGCCCCCAAGUGGUUCUUCUCAAUUUUGUACCCACUCAGCUCAUUGCCCUAUGUCGGGGAACUGCCUGCAUCACCCCAAAUCCAGUGCUACAUAGAAUCAUAAAGUUAGAAGGGACCGCCGGGGAGAGAACAGUGAACCACACAAGGACUGUGGCUCUCCAGCACAGUACUGCUUCUGUUGCUACAAUUCUAGUAUUGUAAAACUAUGGGGAGGGUUCCCAAACAUGUAACUGUAAAAUGUUCUUUAUGCUAGGAAAAUAGCCAACUUCACAAGAGAACAGGCUAUUAUGGCUUAGUUGCGUAUGCCCACGUAUCAGUACUGAUCUAAUUACCAAAGUUUCUCACCCGUCACUAUUCAUGGGGAUAGACCAUAGCUCAACGGUUGAGCACAUGCUUCGGUUCCACCUUCUACCUGCAGAAGGUUCCCGUUUCAAUCCCUGGCCCCUCCAGUUUAUGUUCAUGUGACAUACCUCUGCCACAGACUCUGGAGAGCUGUUGCCUGCCAGUGUAGACAGUACUGAGUCUACUCUGGUAUGAGGCACAAGGUCUGACUAGAUGACGCUCAGGGUGCCUUUCAACUCUACAAUUCUGUGAAGUCAGACAUUGGCCUAUCUAGCUACUGGAGAGCCAGUGUGGUGUAGUGGUUAAGAGCGGUAGUCUCGUAAUCUGGGGAACCGGGUUCGCGUCUCCGCUCCUCCACAUGCAGCUGCUGGGUGACCUUGGGCCAGGCACACUUCUCUGAAGUCUUUCAGCCUCACUCACCUCACAGAGUGUUUGUUGUGGGGGAGGAGGGGAAAGGAGAAUGUUAGCAGCUUUGAGACUCCUUAGGGUAGUGAUAAAGCGGGAUAUCAAAUCCAAACUCCUCUUCUUCUGGUGGCAGCAAGAAAAAUAUUUUAUUUCAAUGUAAAUCAAAGAACUUCACCAGUUUUAAAACUAAAACACGGGGGGGGGGGGAAUGCUGAACAUAAAGUUGGGAUGCUCUCUAGCCAGUUGUAAACAACCUGCUACCUUCAAGCUGUACUCUGCAAGAUAAUUGUACUCUUAUGUAGCUGAUACAUGUACUUGUGCCUAAAUGCUUGUUAAUUAGUCUCUUUUGCAGUAUUUUUUUGCGAGUACCUGCUUUGCACUUGGCACACUAUUUGAAAUUGUCAAGAGCACUGUAUUUUAGAAAGUAACACAAGUGGCCAAUAUCUGAGGCUGGUAACGGGGCACUUAAUAUUGUUUGUUUCCACUGAUCCAUAGCAAAGACAUGCUAGGCUAGAACGUUGAAAAAUGCAUUGUAAGAUCACAUACUACAACAGUAUUCCAAAGGUCAAUGUUUUGUUAUAAUGCUUGAUAUACAUCUUGAAAAUAAAGUCUUAAAUUUUUCUUUU
Podarcis lilfordi (Lilford's wall lizard) is the source of this 68788-nucleotide messenger RNA. Lineage: Eukaryota; Metazoa; Chordata; Lepidosauria; Squamata; Lacertidae. The record is from the annotation of a GenBank genome assembly.